AUGAGGAAAGGCUGCUUCAACGGAGUUCUCAGCACCCGAAUGAGAUCACGGGCACCUCCCGGAAGUGCCUUAAUUGCACCUCGCCUGAGGCCAAAGAGCAGGAAGGAACGCCAGGCCUUAUAUGGGGCUAUAUGGUAUAAGAGACACACAACAAAAGUAGCCCUUGGGCGGGAAGUCCGCGCCCGCCUUCCCUCCGAGGACAAAGCGAAACCAAAGCAGUUUCGCCAUGUGACCGGAAUCCCAAACUCUCCCCUGAAAACUUUCCCCCUGAUUCAUUCCCUAUAGGGCAGCUGAGGCGGACUCUCCUCCCCACACAAGCCAGGUGCGCGGCUCCGUCAGGUGUUGCGUGAGGUAAAUUUCGUUACCUUCUCAGGUAGGCGGAGGGCGGUGCUGGGGAACAGCCGGCCGGACGACGGCCCGAGGGCGGCGCUUGGGAAGAGCCGGCGUCGUUGCGGAGGGCGGUGCUGGGAAGAGCCAGGCCGGGAGGAGGCGGUGGCGGCGGCCAGGAGGGGGGAGGCGCCCGGAAGAGCCCGUUCCCUAGCCGCCUCCUUCGCAGACUCCGUGGCUCGGCUCGGGACAGGGCGCGGCGGCGGCAAGCGAAAGGCCCAGACGGACGGGAGUCAAAGCGGCCGGUACUUCACGGGUGAGGGGUCGGGAUGUGGGGGGGGGGGAGUUGUUGUUUUUUUCCCCCCCUGAGGUAAACAAGCGCCCCCGGUGCGGAAGGUUUGGGUGGGUUUUCUGAGGUAAAUCACGUUCCCCUGAGGAGGAGCGGCCCGCCUCAGGUAACUUUCCACUCAGGCGUCGCCACUUUUCGCCCGCCUGGGCCUCCUCAGGCCGAGUUAGAAACUUUCAACUUCCGAAGGUGGCUUUUAAAAGGGCGGCGGCCUGGGCGCGGCGCCCCGUCUUUCCCCCUCGCCCCGGAUAUAUUCUCUCGCUCCCCUUUCGAAGUGGGACACGGAACUGCCGUGCGUGUGAAUGGGGGGGGGGAGAUAAUCCCCUCCGACGCUCGAGGCCUUUUCCUCGCUUCCCCUCCCCCCCUUUCUGGGCGGCGCCCUCAUUCCAGGGAUUUGUGAGCUGCUAUCUAUGGAAGGGAGGAAGCACACACACAGAGAGAGAGGAUCUGGUUUUCUUCCCCAGUAGUUAGUUAAGGAGGAAGUAGGGGUUUGGGUCUCUUUUCUAUCGCCCAGGCUUUAUCUCUGGUUUUUUUUUUAAUGUUGGUGGUUUUUUGCCCGCUUGUGUGUGUGGCGAAAUGUGCAAAUGCACAGCAGUGGAGAGGUGGUUGCACCCCAUCAGCUACUGAACUUGCCUUGGAUCCUCGCCCACAAAGUUAGGAUGGAAGUUAGGAGUAAAGAAAAGAAAAAAGCAAGCUUUUUGCUGCUCCGCUUGACUUCACCUUGAACCAGCAAACUCCUCCUGUAGCCUCCCGACACACCUUAAAUCCAAUUAUAAGCCUAGGGUGAUCUGAUAAACAUUGACAAUCGAGAUCUUGUGCGCGUCAAUAGUAGUAGUGUUCGGAUCAUUUCUUUCAAAUGCUGUGGCCGCCUGCCAUAAAUUUACUUUUCUCAAUCUUGGUUUAGUUCACAUGCGUUGCGUUAAUUUGCCCAUUAGCAAAACAUCCCAUAUUUUAAUAAAUCCAAUCUGUCUCCUGUUAAUAGCCAGGAUGAGUUCCAUUGUUGGGCUACAAGCAUCUGUGCUGCAAGUAACAUAUGUUGUAUUGAUUUUUUUGUAGGAAGGAACAAGUGGCAUGUUAAGUGUUCAGAAAGUAUUUAUAUAGUACUGUAAUCCUGGGCAGGUUUGCUUGGACUAAGCUGCAACUCGCCCUGCCCUGAGGACUUAAGAUAGGUUGAUGUGUAUGAGGUAGGUUAGGGUAGGGUUGCCAUAUUUCAGGAAGUGGAAAUCUGGACGCAAAAGUUGGGGCAAAGUCACCCACCAAGCUUGGUUGCUGAGUGGUGACUUGAACCAUUACAAAUUUGGAUAAUAGCCAGAUCAGCAAGCACCGCACCGCCCACCAUGCUGUUGUUUCCUGUUCUAGAAUAAAAAACAAAUACUGUAUGAAUUGCUGGGUGCAUGGUUGUUGUUGGCCAAGGUGUUCAGAGCUACUGUACUUAUCUGAGCAGUGGGCAGCCUUUUGAGUCUCCCCUUUGCCUUGGAAAAGGGUCAGGAGUGGGCAAGCACAAUUUUUGACUUUGUGACCAAGGCCAGCCAGAAAUUAUGGACCCAUGUGUGGAAGUUAAGGUGUAAAGAACUGGUGCAGGAGUGCAGAGUUACUUUGCAAUCCCAGCUGCUGUUUAUGAACAGCAAAUAUUGUACCUCCCAGAACUCUGUCCUAUAACCGCUGCAGUGCCAUAAGAGUAGCAUUUCAUAUUAUUGAACUCACUUCCAUUUAAAUUACAAAACUACAUCUAAAAGCAUAUUUUAAGAGCCUUGCCUUUUUGUUGUGCUUUAUCAUGUGGUACAUUUUCCUUUAGAAACAAUUUUUCUUACAAUAUAGUGUUUUGUAAACAUUAGCAUAGAGAAUACAGUUCUAAAGUAGCACAUUAAGCAGUAAGUUAUGUUUGUCAUAUGUCAAAUUGUUAUUGAUACGAUAAAUCCAAGAAGAAGAGUGUAGCACAUAAUGGUUACUCCCAAUGUCACCUAAAACAUGGUUUAGUAAAAUAUGAACAAGCCUAGCCUCCUCCUGGACUUGUGUGCUCCCUCCCACCGUUCCCACCCAGGAGGAGUUAAAAUACUUUUUGUUUAACCGUGGUUUGGCAUACAGUAUUAGAUUUGAAACUUUGGUUAAUUAUCUAGUGGUUAACAAACUAGUCAGCUUCAUACCACUGUAUCUGAAGUGGCUUCUUUGAAACGAAGUGUUGAAUGUUAACCACAGUGACGGGUCUGGACAACAUGACAAACUGCAAUUAACCAAAAGCAGAAGUGAAAGCUUCCAAACUCCUUAGUGGAGGGGGUAGAAGGAAUGCAUAAGCCCAGAGGAUGCUAGCCUCAUUCAUAUCUUGCUAAAUUGUAUAAUACUGGAAUACAGUAAUACGUGUUAAUAUUUUGUUCCUGGGAUCCCAUGGAUUAUGUAGGUUUCCCCUGUUCUAUACUUCUUGGAGACAGUAUCUCAUUUUUUCACUUUGUUUAUAGAACCACUGAGUAAAAGUUACAGGUGUUUUGAGAAUUGAACAUAGCUGUUAUAAAACACUGUACACAGGCUUACCUCCUGGGUGAUGACUAACUUUAGCUCCCCAAAUUUUGGCCUGGCUUGCGUAGCAGGAACAUUAGUUGCACUCCUAGAUAUUGGUAUAGUUCAAAUCUAAUUAAUUGUUGCUUCCAAUAGAAAGAGUAUUGCUUAUUGUGUUGUAUCAAUGUACAUGGUUAGUUUUUCAAAGAAGCCACUUUCAGAAAGCCUGCGAAGUUGACUAGUUUGAAACCAACUGCUAAUUUGUUCAACACAGUUGCAGGUUUGACAACAUGACAAACGAUUAUGAAGUAAAAACAGGUAGGACAGGGCCCUACCCAGAUAGUUUACAAUCUCUAAUUCAACACACAGGAAGGGAGUGGGAAGUGGAGAAGGAAAGAAUGUCCCAUUUGAGUACCUUCACUUUUCAUUGAGAAGAGGUUAAUGGAAUCUAAGAAGGCUUUGAUGUAUUGUAACAAUGAAAUCCAGGGUGGGGUGAGGGCUUUGGUGUCUUGUCUUUGAAGUCUUUUUGGCUACUGUGCAGGAAUUACAUGAAAUUCAGGGAGAUUCAUAUUUUGUUGAAGCUGUAGGGGGCAGCUUUUGUUGCCAGCACACCACUGUACUUCAAUAACCCCUAAAAGGAGCAACCGCAUGGUUGCCCAGAUAAUUUGACUAAUUUCCAUGGUAUCACCAGCACCCUCGGAAAUGCUGAUGUGGGAAGCAACUAUCUCAACCCUGUGGUUACUUCUCAUAGGUAUUAUUGGGGUUUCAUGAUAUUGAGGCACCUGGAAGCAGCUCUGUGCUGUUCCUAUAGCACAAAUUAGCAAACACACUUUGCUUUCUUCCCUGGAGAUAAGCAGUCUGUCCUCAGCUUGUGUCUUUGGCACAAAGGGGACUUUAAGUCUGAGAGCACUGUUACAUCCCUUCUUGUUCAAGAAAUCUCUCUGAAAAGGAAAGAAACCUUUCUUGGCAUUUCUUUGCAGAACGGCUUGCUUUCAACUGUUUUUUGGAUUCUUAAAAAUUCAUUCUGGUUCAGAUUUGGCCCUGGCUGCACCCAUUUUCAGAGUAAUCAGUUUUUCCUUUGCAGCAUACUGCCCAAUGUACACACCACAAUGUACACACCACUGUGUAUCAUUGAAAAUAGCGCACGAAACUUGGUUAGGUUCUGAAUUGUACCUAGUGAAAUAGAUUUGGGGAGCAAGAAACAGGAUUAGUUUAUCUCAUUGGAUGAACUAUUCAUAUCAUAGGAUAAAUAUUUCCAAGUCAGGUUGAAAUUUGAUUUUGUUUCUGCAUCGUUCCAUUAUAUGUUAGGCAACAUUUUCUUACCUCUGUGACUGUUACACUGGGUGUGGGAGGAAGGAUGUUGGGAAGGACCAUACUUAAAAGAUGAAAGUUUUUUAUGAUUGAAACAUGAUAGCAGAUACAUUGUAUUGCAGACUUCUAAAGUGUGGAGUAAGGACUAUUUGACAUAAAGUUAGUGGGCAGUGUUCUGAGUUGAGGGACAGAGUAGGGCAAGAGAUUUUGUUUCCUCUUCCAGCUUGGGUGUAUAUUGUAAAACAUUAUAAACAUCCAUCGGAACUGAAAAUUUAUGUGUCAAUCUCUGGUAUUUUGGUCUGUCUGCAAAAAGUUGAAGCUGGCAUAGUAUUAUCUUCUGACUCACCAGUGUCAAAAUUUUUAGAGGCCUGUGAUUUUAGAGGCCCUUUUAAGAAUGUUAGGGGGUGCGUAGGGGAAGGCCUACUAGACCAUGUAGAAAAUGAACAUUGUAUUUUAGCUGCAGUUCAUUUUCAGCUUUGUAUUCUUGUUAUAAAAAAGUGUGCCUAGACAUUCUGUUGUUGUGCCCAUAACCUAGAUUUAAGGUGCCGUUUAGCUCCUAGCUUUCAUAUCUCAGUUUCUAACACUGUAUGGAGGUGAUUGCUACAUUAAUUUUAGCAGAAAGGUGCUAGUACAAACGGACUCAUUAAAAUUCUGCUACUUGAGGGAGGGAGCCAAUCCUAAUAAGGGAGAAAUGAGCCUCAACAGUUUCUUCUGACCUCUUUGGUAAAGUGGUCUCUAUUUUGAACAUCAUUUUUGUUUCUUUUUCUUCUUUGUUUUUUUGGAUGUAUCAAGCCAUAGCCAGUACAACAUUACUUUUUAAAUCACUUCUAUUAAAUUCAUGUAAGCUUUAUUCCUGCAUGCUGCAUGCAUGCGUAGAAUUACUCAUUUUGGUGUACCUACUUGGAAAUUUAGUUUCCUACCCCCAAUUACAAAUGCCAUACUGUGAUUCCACAUUUUCUGUUAGGGCAAACAGGAGGGACAGGUAAUGUUAAAAGUUCUGUCAUGGGUGGAUAAAAUUGCUAGGCAGUGUAAUUUUAGGGUGUACUUUGCAUAUAUGUGUUCUUUCUGGAAUAACUGGUUUCUCUUGUCCCCCUACAACUGCUUCUCUACGGAAUCAGUCAGCAUUAAGAGGAUGUGUUGCCAUUCUUUCUUUCCUUUUUACUGUUUGUUGAAGGCACUGCCUAGAAUAUGUGUGUGAUGUGUAGUCAAAGUUCUUUGGAUAGGAUGAUUAAUGUCUGGUAUGUAGUCUGCCAGACAAGUACAGUACUUGCAUUAAUGCAGUCAUUUAAUUGUCAUCUAGGCCUCCUGCCAAAACUGAUGCAUUGCUCUAUUCAAUGUUGGAGGUGGUCCCGUCCCCCCCUGUAUUCUCUCUGACUGGAAUGGAAGCAGCAUAGAAGAACAAAAGUUUGAGACUCUUGAGUGAAAAGAUGACAUCACUGCACAGAUAUUCCUUUUCAGCAACCAUUGCCUUCCUCUUAAACUGAUAUCGUGAGCUGAUUUCAUUGUGAAAUCUGUGGCACAGAUUCUUUCUCCCUGAUAGAAGCCAAUAUGGUUUAGUGGUUAGAUUGUUGGGCUCAUAUCUCAGAAGAUGAGGGUUCAUAUCCCUACUCACUGAGUAACCUUGGGUCUUAGCAUAAUCUAUUUCCCAAAAGGUUGUUGUGAAGAUAAAAUGGGGCAGGAGGAGAACCAUGUACAGUGCCUUGAGCUCUUUAGUGGAAAGGCGAUCUAUAAAUGAACAAAUAAUGCACUUUCUUCUAUUUAAAUUUCUGCAGAUGAUGCUUAGUUUGCUACCUGUUCAACCUACUGUGAACCUAGGAGUCCAGAGAUAAUGUGGCUGAAUGAGAUCUGGUGGUGGGCUUAGAACUCAAAGGAUCAAUGAAAGCCAAGACUGAAUGAAAAGAAGGGUGUAGUAGAUAGGAGGGACAAAACAAAGCACACAGUGGGUAGACCUUGCAAAGAUUUCCAAGAAACAGAAUUGAUACCACAAUUCUGUAGUAUUGGCAGGAACAUUAAUGAGGUAGAAAAUACUGCACUUGUGGAAGGGGGUGGAGUGUGUGACUAGAAUCAUGUUGUGUGGGUAGGGGAAGACUUUGUAAAGCUGUAAUGUCUGCUAAAUUCACGUGGUAAUGGACUCAUUCUCUGGCCUCCAUGCACCAUGCCCAUCCUUUGCGCGGAGUGUAAUAGAAAGUGUGAGGGAAAUUUUGCUAAGCUUAGAACUACUGCUUCAAAGGUGAACUUAGCAAUGCACCAUGGUGAUAAAAAUGGGGGGAAAUCAGCACUUUUUAAUGCAAGCAUGUAUUUUAGCAAAAUGGCAAAACAGUAGGCAGCUUUGGGAAGUCGUGCCUGUAUUGCAAUUGGCACCUGUUGCUCAAGGUCCUAAAAACAAUUCAUGUGGUUUGUGACAAAUAAAAUAAGCAUUUCACGCUAUCACUCCCUACAAUGACUUUUAAGCCACCAUCUUUUGUAUGCAUUACAGCAGUAUGGUGUAGUUUUUAGCAAAUUAUUGAAUUUGAUCAGUUUCUGGGUUGUGACUGUGUAGCAGUAAGGAUUCAUGUCUCAUUAUCAGAAUUGUAUUAUCUCCCAUUUCACAUUCAGUUGAGCAUAUUCUCACUGGAUUUUAAAGUUUGUGUCUGUAACUGUGAUUGCUAGAGACAUCUUUAAUGCAUGAAUGUCAUUAUGGAUUUUUUUAACCAUACUAGGGCGAUUUAUUUAUUACACCAACCAAAAUAUCACAAAAUCCUAGCUUGAAACUUGCCUGGCCUAAACCAUAAUAAUAGCUACAGUUUAAGGAGUUAUCCUUUUCCCACCCCCUGCUGGGCAAUGACAAUAAAGAUAUUAUUAUUAUUAUUAUGUUGUGAUAAGAUAGUGGAGUCUUUGUACUGAUCAGAGUGGAGAGAAUGUGUUACCUGUUCCCACAUAUCAAAGAUUUGUACCUGUGGUCAGGGUCAAAUCAUGAGGUGGUAAGGUAAUAUACUAAAAAGUACUUAAGCAGUGAUGUUUUGGUCAGCUUUUUCUAUAUACUUGGCUAUGGAAAACGUACAGUAUGUGGAUGCAGACUUGGUUGUAUUAUUGACUGUGUCUGUUCUGGAGAGUGUAAAGCCAAAUAAUCUGUUUUCUACUGUGCCCUGUAAUAUGGAACUGGAUAGUUGGAAGGAGUUAAAGGAGGGCUUCUUAAAGCAUUGAAAGUACCACAUUGUUUCCAGAGUUUGUGAGAACAGAGAGAGGAAAUCCUUGUUUGUCUUCCUAUGUUAAUGGUGGAUGUAGCUAUUGUGUAAAAUAUGAAGGCUGUCUUAGUCCCAGCUGCACUGCAUUUGUUGUCAGUCCCUGUCUUCUUUUUCAUGAAACUUGAAUGUGUGUUCUCUGAGGGUUUCCAGCGAGUACAGAUAGGAUGCUGCUGCUGUGUUUUUAUUACAGCACUUAAGAAUCGUGGUAGGAAUGACAAGGUGUCUAUCCUGCUGUUCAGUCAAGACCAUCAACACAUUAAUUCCUCAUAGAUCAACCUAUGCAAUCCACUUGAGAGAGAAAUCUAUUCUUUCUUUCUUCUCCCAACUGUCAUCCAGCUCAUUGGUCUUUGACUUGUGGGUUGGAGCAGUGACAUAUAUAAUUUUAAGUUUUGUUCUGUUAGGGGUGGCUCUCUUAGCAGAAAAAGACUAAGAAAAACAGUAGAUGAAUAUAAACAUAGUGGAGGUAUAUAGAGAAAAAUGCAGGGACGGAAAUCAAAAGUAGAUCUCAUUUUGCAGGUCAGGGCUAAAUGAUGGCUACUGAUCCAACUCUUCCUUUGAUGGAUAGGACAAGAGUAAAUUUUGUCUGCUCUUGCGACAGAGUUCUAGUACUAGAAGUAAUUUGUCCUAGCCUGCAGCUGAGGCAUUCAUUCUAUGCAUACUUAACUUUUGAGUAAGCCCUGUUGAAUUCAGCAAGUCUUCUGAGUUAAAACAAUCACCAGUUUGUGCUGUAUACAGAAUUUUAGUAAGUGAAAUAACCAGAUAAGUCUCUCUUCUUCCCCAGAAAUGACUACCAUUAAUGCAGGAAACGUUAACUUCAAAUGGGAUCCGAAAAGUCUGGAGAUAAGGACGUUGGCAGUUGAAAGGUUGUUAGAGCCUCUCGUUACACAGGUAACAAAAGCUGUAUGUGGUGAUUUCUAAUAAUGUUUUGGAUCAAUAGCAGUGAGUUGGGUAACUAUUAGUUUAAUUGUACUGGUCGGUAAGAUCUGCAUUGGACUUCCAAGUAUAAAGUGGGCACCAUGGCAAACUUGCAAUGUGUAGUCUUCUGCCCACAUUUUCUUUUUUGUAAGAAAACUUCAAAAUAAAACAUGAACAAGUUAAAAAAAUCACCUUUUUAAAAUAGCUGGUGCAUAGCUGGUAAAUGUGAUCUGAUACUAUCUUUCAUAAUGCCUUCUGUGUAAAAUAUUCUUGAAUGUUGAGUUUGAAUGGGAGAAAUCCAAGUUCAAAUCCUUGCUCAUCAAUGAAUUCCACUUGGUGAAACAGUGGGGAAAAACAUAGAUAGAUAGAUAGAUAGAUAGAUAAUUAAAGCAAAUCUUAUAUUGGUCUCUUAAAAUGGAAUCUGUGGGCCUCUAUUAAAACCACAAACCAAUAUCAAAGGUAUUGUGCUUGAUUCAAAAUAAUUCCUUCCAGUAGCACCUUAGAGACCAACUGCACUGGAAGGAUUUUUAUUUGUUUGUUUGUUUGUUUGUUUGUUUGUUUCGACUACGGCAGACCAGCACAGCUACCUACCUGAUUCAAAAUAAAUUAGUCUUGUUAAUCAGUGAAGAUGCAUUUGUUUAAAUGGGACUUAAUUAGUUAAGUUUGUCAUUUCAAUCAGAUUUGAGUGCAUCUGUUGAAGAUUUUGUCCAUAGUACUUGGUGAUCUCUAAACUAUGUCUGACUUGAGAGACAAGGAGCACCCAACAGUCUCAUUCACUCCUCCUGGUGCAUGCACUCCUUCCCUCCUUCCCUUUCCCCUUUUCGGUGCUAAUGGUUGAUACUAAUAUCUACAUUGAAUCAAGUGAUGAUAUGGUUAGAAGCAUUUUUCAGACACUGAGAAUAGAUAACUUUAAAGCAGAGAUUAAAACCUCCUUCCAAUUUAUAGCUUCUAAUUCUUGUUUAAAGUCAGCUAUGAGUAGCAUUCAACUUGAGGUAAAUGUAAUACUCACUGUAAUUAGCUCAGGGGAGUGAUCAUGGAGAAUAGCAUAUGAGCCUGAGUUGGCACAUCUGAUCCAACCAUGAUUAAGAGGCUGCAAAAUGUCAUAUCUGCACCGCGCCUCACUCACUGACUCAGUUCCAAAUAACAUUAGAGUGCUUUUCUGUUCAAAGGAAAUCAUGACCAAAAUAUCUCCUUUUUGAGAUCAAAUGUAAGUGUGGCGCAAUAGGUCAUGCAUAUUACAGACAAUACUGAGGGUCAUGACAUGAUAAGUUCUCUCAAGUUUUAAUAUCAAUCUCCAGGACAAUCCAACCUAUAUCUCAUCACAAUAAUCUAUUAAAUUAAGAAAGAGGACAGAGCUGUGCAAUCACAUUGUGGAUAUGCGAUUUUGUUUCCUACAAAGGUGGGCGUUUCCCACAUGGAAAUACCUUGUUUUGGACCUUAACUUUCAGCUCUUUGCUUCUAAGAGAGUCUGAGUGCUUGGUCUGUGAGCAAAUCACUUUGCUAAUUGUUCUUGCAUUUACUUUUAAUAAACAUCCCAAGGCAGCUCUGUUAUUUCUUGCAGCUGGCCCUUCCUGAUAUAGUCCAGCAUAGCCUGAUCCAAACCACAAUUGAAACUUUAAAACAAAAUCCAAUAUAAUAAGCAAGCAAUAAUACAAUUUAGCAAUACACAAUCAUUAACAAAGAGUAAAUUAGCAAUGUUAUAUAUCACAAAAUAUUUUCGAAAACAGUGAAAAGUAAGUAUCCUGUUAGGUAGUGCAAAGGCUUUCUUCUGAGAGCCAGUGUGGUGUAGUGGUUAAGAGCGGUAGUCUCGUAAUCUGGGGAACCGGGUUCGCGUCUCCGCUCCUCCACAUGCAGCUGCUGGGUGACCUUGGGCCAGUCACACUUCUUUGAAGUCUCUCAGCCCCACUCACCUCACAGAGUGUUUGUUGUGGGGGAGGAAGGGAAAGGAGAAUGUUAGCCGCUUUGAGACUCCUUAAAGGGAGUGAAAGGCGGGAUAUCAAAUCCAAACUCUUCUCUUCUUCAAACUCUUUUCUUCAGUUAUAAAUCAACAGAUUUGUGUAAUGUUUGAUCUCAAAAACUUAGGUAUUUCCUCUGUGGUCUCUAUGCAGAUGCACACUUUCUUUUGCAUAUCUGUUGAGGAAAUAUUUGAAACAUAAAUGGGGAAACUUAAAAUUGGUCUAUCCUAGUGGGUGGCCUCACCCAAGUAGCUUUCUCUAUCUUGCAACUUUAUUAGGAUAAAAUGGAAUGGUACCAUGAAUGCCACCCUGAGCUCUUUAGAGGAAGGAAUUCAAACAUAAGAAAGCAAAAUCCCAUGUAACAUUAAACUGAUGUCUUGUGUAUACAAAACAGUGACCUGUUUCCAUAAUACAGAAAGUAAUUGUGAAUAACCACAGACAUGUAGUAUCAUGAGAAGAAAUUGGCUUGGAAAAGGAUGAGAGAAAAGCAGUCUUUGAGAAAAGCAGUAUGAAUAUGGGCAGUGCUUUUUUUCUUAAAUGUUUAGGGGUACUCUCAUUUUCCUACUCAUUUUGAAAUACUGCCCCUCAAUGAGGCCAAAUUUAGAGUCACAAAAUGUUUAGGGGUAUGCGUACCCUGCAUCCCCCCCAGAAAAAAAAGCACUGAAUAUGGGAGAGGGUGAAAUUCAGUGCUAAAGUUCAUCAGGGAAAAAGCAGGCAGAUGAAAGAUCCACAAAGUCAGAGUUUACCAACUAGGUAAGUAAAGAUAGAGCUAAAGAUGCAGGAGUGAAGAAAUAAAGGUGAGAACUGCCUGUAAAAACUGUUCUGGAGCAGAAAACUGAAAAUUUGCAUUACAGUCUACACUCCUAAUCAGCAACUAAUGUUUCAGCUACGUAACUGUUUGACAUAAAAUUCUUUUAAACUUAACAAACUCUUUUAGCUUGAUGUGUUGUUUAUUUAAAAUGCAGUCGAUCCUGCUUGAAUUGUGAUGCUUGUCCAACAAAUAAAUCUGGAACCAUAUUAGCAGGGAAGGUUCUUAUAGUUUGUCAACUAAUAAUAUGUCCUGUGUGAUGCUGCUUUCCAGGUUACAACACUGGUUAAUACCAGUAACAAGGGUCCCUCCAACAAAAAAAGAGGUCGAUCUAAAAAGGCUCAUGUUCUAGCUGCAUCAGUUGAGCAGGCAACAGAGAACUUCCUGGAGAAAGGGGACAAAAUUGCAAAGGAGAGCCAGUUUCUUAAAGAAGAGCUGGUGGCAGCGGUGGAAGAUGUUCGCAAACAAGGUAUGUAGUAAUAUCACAUUGUGGUGGGAAGCUGAAUUGCUGUCCCAGCCCUGUGAAUUAGUUCACUAAAGUUAUCAGUCUACAAAACUAGUAGCCUGCCUCUCAAUACAUGCACAUAUUUAAAGGUCAGUUUUCAUUCCUUUGAUUAUGAGAAAACAGCCAAUUUUAAGUAAUUGCACUGAUUUUAUUUACAGAUGUAUUUCAUUUUAAUGUUGCCCUCCCUCCAUGGAGCUCAAGGUGGCAUGUAUAGUCCCCCAUCUUCUUCUUAUCCUCACAAUAAUCCUGUGAGGUAGGUUAGUCUGAGAGAUAGUGAUGGAGCCGAAGUCACCCAAUUAGCUUUGUGGAAUGCCAUUUUCAUCUUCAGUAAGACAAGCUACUAAAAUUCUGCUUCUAAAAUAAACUCAAAUAAACUGAAGCUCAAACUAUUUAAGACCAAGGCACUGUUAGCAAGUGGUUCCACAGACCUGAUGAAGGGGAGGUUAUUUUUCGCAAAGUACCAACAACCAAGUUGUUGAGGUUUUUAUUGGGGGGGGGGGAUUACACAGGGUUCUGGAGCUUUUUAGGGGGAAUGCAGAAAAUAACUAACACCACUAAAAAUGCUGCAAAUCAGUCACGUCAGCAAACAUGCGCUUCCAACUCACCAACAGCACACCGCCAGCUGGUUCGCUGGCACGGAACUUCACACGACGCGUGCUCUUACGGAACGUUUACUGCUCACAGCCGUGUGGCCCCCCCCCAAAAAAAACUCCCCCCGGCGCCACUGUGGGCAGAGCACACACUGAGGAGUGCUUCCCACCCGCACUGGUGUGGGGGGAGCGGAUGGCCACUGUGCUUGCUGGGCCAAUAGCCUGCAGAGAGGGCUCUGAGUGCCCACUCUUAUCACGCCAGAUAGGUUCACCACCACUGCCCUAUCUGAACAGGGAUAGCCUAAUUUAUGUUGCCUACCCUCCGGUAAUCUCUAGAUUAGAUCACUUUAGUGUGUUCUAUGUCAGAAACCAUAGCUGGUGCAGACAGGUUGCUCACUGGGGUAAGAUGGUCUGAGCACAGAACACCAACCCAGGCACUAGCUACCAAUUACAAUUUGAGGUGCUGAUUUUGACCUAUUAAGUCUUAUGUGGUUUAGGACAGCAGUACCUCAAGGACCACUCUCCCCAUAUGAACUGACAUGAACCCUGCAAUCUGAGGCCCUUCCAUGGGAGGUCUGGAGGGUAGCAACAUAAGUAUGUGUCUUUUCAGUGGUGGCUCACUGCUUAUGGAGUGCUCUCCCCAGGGAGGCUUGCCGUGCACCAUUGUUACAUAUCAUUAUUAAUAAAAUUAGGCACCUGCCAAAAACAUACCUUUUAAUCAGGCUUUUAACUAUUGACAGCCUUUUUGCAUGGGUGGAAUUUUUUUAAUCUAGAGUUUUUUUAACGCUGAUUUUAAUGUAUGUAUAUAUGUAUGUGUUUGUGUUUUUUGCUUAAAAUAUUGUAAGUUGCUUUGAGUGGCCGAAAAAGCAACUAAUAAAUUUAAUAAAUAAUAAUAGUAACAAUAAUGCCCCUUUGUAAAAUGAGAUCUCAACUGUACAAUUUUCUGAUAAUUACCUUGACCUCUCUGCUUUCGAGAGCAUGGUACCAAAUUGUCUGAUUUGAGAAAUUUUCUUUUAAUUGAAAGAAAUAUCUCUGUCUUCCGUCUCUGGGGGGGGGGGGAAUCCAGUGCAUUAUAUUUUUCUCUUUUCAGAAGGUGGGAUUUAUUUUAAUUAAUUUUAAUAGGAUGCAAUGUCUCUCCUGGCAAUUUACAGCUAUUUUCAUAAUUGCAAUAGAUAUUUAUUAGGAUUCUGCCAGUUUUGUAAGAAAAUAGUGCUGUUUCCACAUAUUCAUUUAUUGCCAUAGGAAGUGUAAACUACCCCAUCCAGUGAUAAUUGGAAAGACUGAAGAAAUGUAACCCCUUUUUUGCUAACUUUGUGUACAUAGGAGACUUGAUGAAGAGUGCCUCUGGAGAAUUUGCUGAUGACCCAUGUUCUUCUGUGAAACGGGGGAACAUGGUGAGAGCAGCCCGUGCCCUCCUAUCAGCAGUCACCCGGCUGCUCAUUUUGGCUGAUAUGGCAGAUGUGUACAAACUGCUUGUUCAACUUAAAGUUGUAAGUAGUGACUCAACUGUGACUUUCUGUCUCUUUUUAAUUUGCUUAUUAUUAAAGUUGUUUAGAAUAGUUUUUUGGAAUAGCAGGGAAGACGGGACUGCAGUAGGGGAGUGCUUUUGCCUUCAUUCCUCUGCUAAUGGGCUUCCUAGGAACAUCUGGAUAAGCACUGUUGAAAACACAUUGAUGGAUUAGAUCAGGAGUAGGCAACCUAAGGCCCAUGGGCCGGAUGCGGCCCAAUCACCUCCUCAAUCCGGCCCACGGAUGGUCCGGGAAUCAGCGUGUUUUUACAUGAGCAGAAUGUCCUUUUAUUUAAAAUGCAUCUCUGGGUUAUUUGUGGGACCUGCCUGGUGUUUUGACAUGAGUAGAAUGUGUGCUUUUAUUUAAAAUGCGUCUCUGGGUUAUUUAGGCAUAGGAAUUCGUUCAUUAUUUUUUUCCAAAAUAUAGUCCGGUCUGAGGGUUGGUGGGCUGGCCCACGGCUGAAAAAGGUUGCUGACCCCUGGAUUAGAUGGACUAACAGAUCUUCCUCUGUGAUAUGACCCCAUAUACAAGUCUUGGCUGACAUUUUGGCCAAUGGGCUAAGUAUUACUAUGUAAAGUCAGGCUAGAGCUAUAUGCCAUUAAAACAGGCAGGUUGCAUUGUCAUUCAGAUUGCAUGCCUGUUUCGUUGGGGGUUGGAGGGGCCCCACAGGUUACUAUUGCUUAAGCGCUCUUGGAAGUUACUGGUACUACUUCUAUAGAAUCUGUAUUACAUUUUUAAAAGUUGUAUAGUCCAUAUAGCUCAAAAUCUGAUUUAAUCUUCUAGGUAGAAGAAGGCAUCAUGAAACUAAGAAAUGCUGGUACUGAACAAGAUUUAGGAAUACAGUACAAAGCUCUUAAACCAGAGGUGGAUAAGCUUAAUAUAAUGGCAGGCAAAAGACAACAGGUAUAGUAACUUUUAGCAUGUUUUCAAAUAUAUGGUUGUUUUAUAUACUGGUAUAGUAUCUGACAGUAUUUGUAACAGAAUCACAAGAUUACAAUGCUAUAAAUACUUUUUAAGGACUGUGGGUGGGUGGCUUUCAUGUCCAGGAAAUGGGUGUUCAGCCUCUUCUGGAUGGACUUGUAGGUACAAUGGGAGGAAUUCAAUAUCACAGUCUUCUGACCAUUCCGCCAGUGCAAGUAUUUCAGCCUGUCAGAGGAAACAAUUCCUUCUCCUCCCUCUGCAUCUCAUUCUCCCAACACAUACCCUGAUCUAGUUUUUUUCGGCGGGGGGUGGGGUUGGGGAGAGACCCCAUUAUGCAAGCAGGGCUUCUGCAGAUGGGACUUGUUAGGUGAAUCUUACCCUGAGACACUUAUAGUUCUAUCUCUGUCAUAUGAGGCUCAAUUGGCUUAUGUGCCAAGGAGUGCCCAUUUCCAGUCUUGCCUAUUUCAUCAACUACAACUGUUGGGAUAGCCUAGCUAUAGUUAUGCGUACUCUGGUAAUCUCCCAUCUUGACUUCUGUAAUGCUAUCUACACAGGGCUGCUCUUGAAGAUGGUCAGGAAAUUGCUGCUAGUGCAGAAUGCUACCAUCAGAAUACUAACUGACUUUUUGGUGUGCAGACAUACAGAAUACCUAUUUGGCAUGAUCUUCACUGGCUGCCUGUACUGUAUGUUACCAGUAGGAUUGGGCCCAUGGACAAAAAGUUGUGUUGGGUCAGUUUGCCAUGAAAUGGCUCUAAAACCCAUUCCAUAGAAUUUAAGGACAAGUCCCUAUAAAUCCACACAGAGUUCAAUUAAAAAUUCGGGGGGGGGGGGAGUUGUGAGUGCUGAUGAGUUGAUCCAAGAACUGACUGUCCUUUAGUAUGUUUUUUAAUAAUUUCAGCUGCCUAAGUGGUUAGCUAGUGUGCAGGACAUUUGCUGCUACAUGCAUUGAAAUCUCCAUGUAGCAAACUCCCUGGAAGUGACUGCCAUCACUCUCAAUGGGAGUUCUAUUUAUUUUAAAUUGAACUGCCACUCAGUCUCAGGAAUUGGUUCAUAAUAAGAAUCUGUUUUUCUUUGGUUUAAGAUUGGAGAAGGAAUCACAUCUAUGUAUACCUCCAAGACAGUUGCUGGAAAUGGUGUGGGGCAGAAGCCUUAGAAGUUAAGUUCCAGAGUAGGCAAAGAAAAUUGCAUUCAGUUUUCAAAUGACUUCCAAUUCCUUGGGCCUAUUUACAACCACCUGAACAUCAUUAGCAAAAUAUAGAAGAGAGUCCUGUAUCCCAAUCUGCCCUUUCUUCAAAUUACAACUUAGCCACUAUUCUUCUCAAACAACAACAAAAUAGCAGCUAGCUCUGUGGAGGUGAUGCGUGGUGGUUUGUGUUGGUUUUCUGCAGAAUUUUAAGCUUCAGUGAGUACAUAUCAUGGUCUGAGAGAAUAUUGUGUAUGUGUAUAAUUAUUAAGAUUUGAAACCAUAAGAGGCCUGACUGAGACUUUGCUGCUUUACUAUUAGAAGCUUCUGAUGAAACUUGUGAGACUCUUGCUCAUACUUCUCUCUGCUGUCUAGAAGUUUUCUAAUUACCUGAACUUCUAUUAAUGAAACCUAAAUUUUCAGGAUUAUACUGUUGCAAAAUAAUCAUGUUUUGAAAGCCUUGUAGUUUGAUAUACUUCUUGAUGAAUGUUAUGCUAUUACACUACUUGUUCGAAGGGAACAAUAUGCAAUGCUCUGUUAGUUACGGAGGAGUCUUAAGUGCUGACCUGCAUCACAUUUAUCUCUUAACACAUCUUGCUAUUUGAAAUAUUCUCUGCAGGAAUUAAAAGAUAUUGGCCAUCGUGAUCAGAUGGCAGCAGCCAGAGGAAUCCUUCAGAAAAAUAUUCCUAUACUUUACACUGCUUCCCAAGCAUGUCUCCAGCACCCAGAUGUAGCUGCUUACAAAGCCAACAGGGAUUUGAUCUACAAGCAGCUGCAGCAGGCAGUCACAGGAAUCUCUAAUGCAGCCCAGGCAACAGCUUCUGAAGACUCUGUUCAGCAGCAGAGCGGUGGCGGAGAAUUGGCAUAUGCACUUAACAACUUUGAUGUAAGUACUUCAUUUUGCAGGGGGGAAAUGUAUGUUCCCUUUUCAUAGUCAGUUGGUCGUAAGUUACCUAGAAACAGUUAGAUCUCCUGAGGGUGAUGAGUAACCAUAUCCUUAGUUUACACAUGGCUAUUCAGAAACUAACAGAUUUGUAAACAUCUGUACCAUCUGUGUGAAUAUGAUGAUAAAUUUACAUUUCUGUAGAUACACUUGGGCACCAUGAGAACACACACAGUUGAUUACAUGACUGCUUAAACAUCUGGAGAUGUGUAGUUGGCAAGACUGGUACUUAGCUCUGGAUAAGCCACCUUCCUUAUUAUGACAUGUUGACAUGGUUAUUUUCAGAGAACUAUUAGGGGGUAGCAGUAAGAUUUGGUGCUUAGCUUCAUUCAAAACAGGGCUGAAAUUAGGAAAUAAACUCACUUUUCUCAACUUGCGCCAUGACCUGAUAGGAAAGCUGGAGAUUUGAAACAGAAUAUUUUCCCUAUUUAGGUUGCAUUUCACAUAUUCACUUAUAUGCUCUUUUUUCCUGACAAUGUCUUCUCUUCUUCCUCAGUCCUGUAUGAAUAAGUUACUUCACAGCUCCCCCCACCCUGCUUUGACUCUGUCUCCUUUUAGCUCUGUACUGCUUUCAUCCAGCUUUUGCAUAGGCUGCUACUACCCCCACCUUGCAUUUCAGCUUUCCAGAUUUGCCUCCUUGGAUCCAUUUCCUUAAUCCACUUUUGCAAGGGGCAGAAAUAAAAUUGCCUCUGACAGGAGUGCAGUGUCAGAAUCUCCACCCCUUUCCCCAGACCAGGCAUAGGCAAACUCGGCCCUCCAGAUGUUUUGGGACUACAACUCCCAUCAUCCCUAGCUAACAGGACCAGUGGUCAGGGAUGAUGGGAGUUGUAGUCCCAAAACAUCUGGAGGGCCGAGUUUGCCUAAGCCUGCCCCAGACCAUAGAGAAGAACUGGGACUUCUUGAUCCAGAACUGACUUUUGAAGAUAUUUGAAAAGCAGUAAGGCAUCGGGUUCCUUUCAGAAUUGCUCUUGGGCUUAGUGCAACAGGGAUAAGCCACCUUCACAGAUUUGAAGGGAGCAGGGAAUUUUGUUACCCCACAGUUACAUAGGGGUUCAAUAUCCCAGACAUCUUUGGGUCAAAGGAGCAAGCAGGGUCAUAGCAAACACAAAGUUUUCCUGUCUACCAAGGCCAGCAAAAAAUGUGUUGCCUACCCUGUAUCAUACCCUGAUCAGCAUUUCUAUGUCUUCUCUGUGUUCCUGCCAAUACCAUCCAGCCUUUCCUGUCCUCAUCCCUGUUUGAGGCUUCCUCAACAUCUUCUAGGAAGCGCUGGCAUAGAAAAGUUAACCAACCUAUUAAAUCAAAUCUUGUUUGUCUUCAUUGGCCGCAAAUACAUUCCAGGCUCACUACCAAGUGCUAGUGUAAUUUUUAAAACCCGCAACAGCCGUCUUAUGGCACUCCUUGACCCAAGUGAAAUUGCAUUAUAUGUGAAAUUCUUGAUCUCGGUCCAUUCGUAAAGUUUAGGCUGUGAUCUUGCGCCCUCUUACCUGAGAGUAAACCUCAUUGAACUCUGUGGUACUUCUGAGUAGAUGUGUACUGAAUUGUGCUAUCAGUAGUGGUCAAAAACCCUUUUCAGUGGCUGUGCUACUGUGUAACAGAAUCCCUAAGAGGAUUAAACACUGAAAAUAUUGCAGAGUUGACAAACUGCAACACUUCGUCUGAAGAUCCUUUUUAACAUGUUAAUAUGACUCUGAAAAAGAUUGAAGUGCAAUCUGCUGUAGCUUUAACUUGGUAUAAACUAUACUGUUGCAAACUCUGUUAAAAAGGCUUUUAAGCUGGAAGGAAUUGAGUUUGAUGUACUACUUUGUUCUUAGUCCAAGGAAUAUUUUAGCCCUGCAUAGGUUGAAAAGAUGAAACUGGGUGACAUGCUCGAUGUCAAAAGUAUGAGUUGCGUUUCCUAAUAUUUCUAAGCUGUGUUCAUCAAACUGACCCAGAGUAGUAUGACACUUACUUGGAGUUUAAAACUUUUUCUUCCUGCCAGAAACAAAUCAUUGUGGAUCCUUUGAACUUCAGUGAGGAGCGUUUUAGGCCUUCCCUGGAAGAGCGCCUGGAGAGCAUCAUUAGUGGUGCAGCCCUAAUGGCUGACUCAUCCUGCACACGUGAUGACCGACGGGAACGCAUAGUUGCUGAGUGUAAUGCAGUGCGACAAGCCUUGCAAGAUCUGCUUUCAGAAUACAUGGGAAAUGUGAGUAACCAAAUUAUGUUGUGUGUUUAUUUGUAAGUGAAAUUUGAAGAGAGGCCGUAAAACGGUAUGGUUUGAAUUUGACUAGAAUCUCUUAAGAAAUAGAACUGGAAGUAAAGUUGGGUCUUUUGUAACUUUUUUCUUUUGGAUAUACUCUCUUGGUGUGUUGCUAUAACUUUUCCCUAACUUCUAAAUUACUCCGUAUCUAUUGAAUUGAAAUGAGGGUUGAAUGGAAAAGCUGGAUGUUGAGUAUUCUGUAGCUCCAGCUUCCUGCAGCCCUAAAUAAAUGUGUUAUGGCCUUACAUUGUGCAAUUACUGUUGUGUAUGAAAUGGAUCUUAAAUAUAGCAAGAGUCCUGCUGGGGAAUAUCAGCAGUAUAUAGUACUUUUGAAGAAGUAGGCUCUUGUCUAUAAAAGCUCAUGCUACAAUUAUUUAUUUAAAACAGCACAGCUGCUCCUCUGAAACAUAUGGCGCAGCAAUAAUAAAGUAUUUUUUGUACAGGAUGUAUUUUCAUUCCAAUGUGUGGACUAUUUCAGUGACCUUCCCACAUGCUACACAACUUGCAUUGUGAACAAAAACCACUGUUUGGUCAGGUCUUGGUGCAGCUCUAGAGAUUCACUGAAGAAACACUCAAUGCUUUAAGUCUUCCAGGAAUUUUUUUUAACAUAUGCAGCAGAUAUUGACAAAUACAACCAUCUGAAUGCAUGUUGAGGGUUAAAGUGACUAAAGUGAUGUGGUCUUUUAAUAAAUGACGACAUAGCUUAAGAUGUUGUCGAUGCUGCAAAUAUAGCAUCAGUGACAUCUGUUUGCAUAAGAUACAUUUCUGUUCAUUCCACAUACUGUAAAGAGAUUUAAAAGAUGGCAAGAGAACUGAAACAAUUCAGUGCUGACAUCCAACAUUUAAGCAUUUGAAUUUAGGAUGGGUUUUUGACAGCAAAAUAAAAAUCCUUGCUUCAAGUCCACAUAAGACUUAACUGCAUUGCACAGUGAUAACUGUCAAACCUACUGCUGGUAUCUGUCAUAUACUUUCAGACUGAAAAUGUUCAGUCUUCCAUCAAAUGCAUAUUUGUAUAUCCUUACAAUAUUGUAGUAAACUUGUUAAAAUUUGUGAAGAGUUUGUGAGGAGAGUUUCCUUCAGCAAAUUUGGUGUCAACCCUUAAUUACAAAUGUAGGAAGUAAAAAAAGAUUUGUCUAAGGAGAAUGAAGGAACAAAAGGCAUGCGCAGUUUGGGUGGCUGCAGUGUCAACUAUCUGCUGCUUGGUCUUCCUGUUGCAAGUUCCACUCAUUUCUGGAUUUUCAUGUAUCUCCUCUCACCCACGCCCAUGAGUACAGACUAAAUCCAUUAAGACUGCAGUUUGAAAACAACUAGGUUAACGAGCAUCUCUUGUUUGCUUUAUUGGGAGAAUGAGUGUCUGAAAUACUUUUACGACAUUUACAAUUCUUACUGUAAAUUGACUUGAUGUAUAACAACACAGGAUGCAUGAUGAUUUUAAAGCGUAUGGAAAUAACUAUGUUUGAAAUAAAAUUUGAGAACUGAUGGUCACUGCCAACAAAUAAAUUAUUGGAGGGGGGAGUUGUCAAAUGCCUACGAGACUUAAUAGUAGUUAUAGAUGUAGCUUCGAACGUGUGCAUAAAAUGGCUCUAAAUUAAUUUGACCUCAUUUACAAAACAGGGCAGAGGGAAUUUGGUAAACUGCUGCGCAAAUUGUGUUGCAAUCCAUGAGUGUCAGAUGUUUGCUCUAAACUGCAGGCAUGGCCAAACUUGGCCCUCCAGCUGUUUUGGGACUACAACUCCUAUCGUCCCUAGCUAACAGGACCAGUGGUCAGGGAUGAUGGGAAUUGUAGUCCCAAAACAGCUGGAGGGCUAAGUUUGGCCAUGCAUGCUCCAAAGCUUUCUUCUGCUUCAGCAGUUAGUAAUCUCUGAUUGGUCAUUGUUGUGUUUAUUCCUUCCUAAGUAAAGUGUUAAGAGGAGUAGCAAUAAGGCAUCAUUAGAGAGCUAUCUAUGGCUGUGCUUGGGUGGGGUGCAAAGAAGGAAUAAAAAGAAGGUGGUAGUAGUGGGAAGAUUAAAGGCAAGUAUAUUAUAAGCAGGGGAAGACUUGGAGGAUUUUGUGCUGGGUGGCACUGUUUUAAAGGUUCAAGUUAGGAUUAUUGAGAUUCCAUUGGAGGGGUUGGUCUAGAUCAGGCAUGGCCAACUCCCAUCAUCCCUAGCUAACAUUACCAGUGGUCAGGGAUGAUGGGAAUUGUAGUCCCCAAACAGCUGGAGGGCCAAGUUUGGCCAUGCCUGGGCUGUUAAGGGUCCCUUCCAAUUCUAUGAUUCAAGGAAAUCUUAAUUCUAUAACAUGUAAGUGUAUUGAGCUGGUCAAUAAACUUAUUGAGGAUGAUUGUCAAGCAGUAUACCUGGGGUGAAAUCUAACAAUAGCUGUCCACAACUGAAAGAUACUGAUGGCAUAACAAGAUUCCUUCUCCCCCUGUAAGCCCCCAGUAUUAGCUGUGAGGGGCAGGGAGGAGGAUACUUUACAAUUUGUGGGAAGGGAGCUGUAGAAUAAAGGUGUCCCCUUGCAUAAUACCAGAUGUUGCCCAACUUCUAUUAGAAGCUUUUGGUGAAGAAUAGUUAUUCUAUGAAAUGCACAUUCAUGGUGUAAGUAAAUUGACCUAUUUAUGGAUCGGCAGCUAGAUUUUAAAAACCGGAAGUCGAGUGUAGGAAUCAAUUACAGUGGUAGGGAAGCUUCUUCAUCUUUGAUUUUUUUGCUGCCUUAUAUGCCCCAGAAACAUUCUCCCAAAAUUGGACUUCAGGCAGCAUUCCAGGAGGUGCCACUACUUCUAUGACCAUUCCCCCCAAUCCAGAUCACAGCAAAUAGAAGUAGAUCUUAUUUCAUGGGAACAUAGCUUUACUGGUUCACCUCAUGCAAUAACAUUCCCAGUGAGCAAAGCUUUCAGAUCAUUAGCACUAUUGCAACAGGUAAUAUCCAUAAAACUUCACCUAAAUAUAAGCACAAGAUAGUAGAGGCAGCAACCGAUUUGCACAGGGGUUAUUCUGGACCCCUACGUGUGUCACUGGGGCCUACUUAAGGCUGCCCUUUUUGGGACAUUUUUGGGACAUUUCUGGGUUUGGGCCAUGCACAUGUUUGCAGUUGCACACAUCGGAGAAGCGUAAACCAGUCUUUGCCUCUAGUGUGAAUGAAACUUGUGUGAUUAAGUAAAAUUAUUUGGUUCCAUGAGAAAUCUGAAGAUGAAAUCUCCAUGAAAAACACUUGGCAGAAAGUAAUCUUAUGGUGUCACUUGGCUUGCAUAUUGGACAACUGAUGGCUAAGGGCGUUUGUGUUGAGACAAUUCAUUUCUUUCAUAAGAAAGCAGAAACCAAAGUGGUUUAAUCUAAAACACAAUUGGGUAUCUGUAUCAACGCAACAUUAGCAGAAUGGUGGUCAGAAUCUAGAGAGUUACAUUUAAGUGUAUCCGAGGCUUUGGGCUUAUCCAGUGGAAUUUGGCCUGUUUUUCUUUGACUUGCGAUCCCCAGGACCAUGUAAAAACUACUUGAGAACUCAGAAGUUUCAAACCAGGCUUGCAAUAAAGCAUGGAAAGGGAGUACUUGAGCACAGAUCCAAACUUUUGUUCGAUGUAUAGAGCUAGCUGCAGUUGUUCAGGUCCUGGACCAUAUGUCUACUUCAUGAAGUCCUCUGUGCCAUUCUUUUGUAUGUUGAGGGAAGAUAAAUUACUGAAGAGCUAAUUUACCAGGUAAUGCUUCGUUUCACAGUGCUUCUGCUUAUAUUAGAACAUUAUAAUCUUAACUUUGAAAUUAAGGCAGAAUUGUUUUGUAAAAAACAAACAGAAAAAACCACCCCAACUUUCAGCAUCAUAGUGAGAAACACUACUUUAACUGACUUGAAAUGCAUAUGAAGGUGAACUUAACCACAUUUAGGCACUAAAUUAGCAGUGUGUUUGCAAGUGAGACAUAGGUGCUAAAGAAAAACAAAAUUCUGUAGUUUGCUAUGCCAUAACAAAAUAAUACUCAUUGCAGCUGUUUUCCUCUCUUCACAACCCCAAUCUAGAUCUGCAUAAAAAUAAAUAAAUAAUAGUAUUCCAUCCAUCUGACUGGGUUACCAUAGUACCUUGCUCAUGCCACAUGUGUUUCCGUAAAAUCAGGAAAUGCAGACUCAGCCCCCUUUUCCCAGUCCUCUCGUCUUACACAAGAUUGGGUUGGAGGGUACUGAUGGUGAGCACAAAUAAUGCUUUUAGUAUGGCAUUACUAUCCUACUGGGCAAUCCUAUCCUUAUCAAAUGGACUGCCAGCUGUACCCUUGCAAAUCAAAACGACAUUCGCAUUGUCCAUGCUAGUUCAAUUUAAUGGUUGCAGGAAGAGUAUUUAAUCUUUACCUCUCAGACAGUAGUCUGACAUAGAAUUCUGAACAUCCAUUAAAAAUGUUAAGUUUUCAACUGUAGGGUCAGGAUUCAUUAUUUGGUUCAGGAUAAGAUCACAACAGCAGUACAAUCACAAUUCAUACAUAUAUGAUAAAAAGAUGAAGUAGGUUCCCAAAUGCAUAUUUGGGCUUAAAGCAGAUUCGGUGUCUGAAAUUUUGAAGACUUCUGCCUGUGAGCAUAUUGUGAAACUUAAAGGUGAACAGGUAAUCCUAGCUAGGCAGAUAGAGAAGAGGAAGAGAAAUUUUUUUUGACAUAGUGACAGAUUCACAAAAACCCAUUCCUUGGGUUUCCAAACUGUAACUUUAAAAUGGAAGCCAGUGCAGUCAAGCUGGCUGAGCUUUAGCAAUCACAGCCAGUCUAGGUCAUGUUUGUUGAACAGCUAGGAAACAACCAGUUUAUACACAAAUCAGAAUAAACACACAGUUCUUUUCCAAAUAUUUUGGGGGGGUUUACUACUUUGUGUGGCACUGUCUUGUUCAUGAGUCGCUUUAGGGUGCCAUCCUAAACUCAUUUGGAAAGCUGGGCAAACUCAAAUCUGUGUCUUGAAAAUAGAAGGAUUUAAAUCCAGCAGGUCCCAGGCUAUUUCAUGCUUGUUAGGUUCUUCAGGUCUUUAAUAUCAAACUAUUAACCCAAAGUGUUUCCCAUUUUUUAAUCUCUCCACCCGCCUCCCUGAUUCAGUAAUUGCUGGUUUUCACUGCUUCUUCCAUGUAGUAUUUCCUUCCAUUGUUUGUUGUUCAGCUGUUGGUUACAUUAUUUUUGUUUAUUACUAUGUUAUGAAUUAUUGUGUUUUUAUAUUGUAAACCACUCUGUGAUCCUCAGAUGAAGGGCAGUUUAGAAAUUUAAUAAAUUAUUAUUAAAAAUAACAAUUCACUUGAGGAUCCAGAAAGUUCGCAGUGGCCAAAAUGGUGCCCUCCAUAAGUUGUCAGACUACAACUCCUAUUAACUCUGACAGCAGGGAAUGGUCUAUGCUAAUGUAGCUAAUAGUAGCAUUUCACUGGUGUGUAAUGGAAGGUACCAUACUCGGAGCCUUUCUAGACAGCCUUUAUUGCAGGAGCAGGUAAUUUAUAGCUGGUCCUAAAGACUGCCCUUGUUACAUUUUGUCACCAAAUAGAUUGCAUUACCAGUAUUUUUCAUCUUGAAAUGGCAUCAAUAAAGAGGCAACUUCUAUUUUUACAGUAUACACAAUUUUAAUGUUUUUUGUACACUGCAAUUACUGCAUUAUGAACCUUUAUCCUCCACCAGAAAACGCAUCUUGGAACAUUAUUGGCACAAGUCAUUUGGAAUGUCUGUUAAUACUUGAUUUCAGAAUUAGAUGAAAAGUUCCAGGGGAAAAAUUAGUAAUGAGAGAAAUGAUGGACUAGAAGUACUGGAGAGACUUCUGAAGUUUGCAUCAUGGAUGUAGCUACCACCUUGUUCUCUUAGGUGACAUGACCUGCAUUUAUGUUGGGUAAUGGUGUAAUCUAAACCUUUAUACCCCUGUAGAGUGAGUGUGUUUGUGUGUAUCACACACAAAUCAAGUAACUACUUGAAUAUUAAAAAUCAAGUAACUACUUGAAUAUUAAAAAUGAUUCCAAAGUAUUUAAUGUUGCUAUCUGUUGAAGGAAGAUAAUGAUUGUGAAGCAAACUCCAUGUAUCUGAUCUUGGAGUGCAGAAGAUUGUGGCACCAAACAUGAUAUAACCUCGCCACCUUGUUCUUCCCACAUGCAGCAACAAAUUGUAAUUCUGAAGCUUGCUUGCAAGGACCUUAAUGGACCGUAAUGGCAGUAAUUCAUAUACUGAGGAAUUUGUUGGGCAGUGCAGUUCCACAAAUAAGAUGUGGCUCUGCUUGUUUUGACCCCUCCCCUUCUAAGGCUCUGUAAGUGUAGCUGUAGAAGACAUGAAGGAAAGCAUUCUGAUAUUAGCAAAUAAGAGAAAACUUCAAGCAUGUGUAGAAACCCUCACUAAUGAAAACACAUAGUGUACGAAGGUUGGGGGAGAACUACAGCUGCAUGACACAGUGCAUUAUGCUAGUCUUGAGGUUGAUUCACAUGUGCAUAUCUCCAUGAUACAUGUUUACGAUGCAGCUUCUAUCUAUUUUCACUGUAAACAGUGUUCUGCUUUGAUGUUAGUAUUCUUAUGCUUUAUAUUUCUUAUUGCCAAAAGAAGAUAUUUUUCUGGGAAGAAUUAAUGUUAUGCCUUGCACAAAUUUGGUGUGUGUGUGUGUGUGUACACACACACACACACACACACACACACACACAUAUACGUAUAUAAAUCCCUACUUUUUUCAUUCUUUAACUUUUGAGGGAGGCAGAAAUAAAGUGAAGCGGCCAAAGGGAGAGGCAGGAUAUUAAUCUCAUACUAGUGAAUUAAAGGUGCCUGACCUUUUGUAAGCUAAGAGAAAACAUAAAUAUUACUCCUCCUGAAUAAAUUUAGUAAUUUACUUAAUGAUAAAAGGCCACCUGGCACCUUCACUGCAUGGGUUUAGGCACCAGGCAAAAACUUUUCUCUAUAACCAGGCCUUUGUCUGAUUAACAUUCUAUGGUCUUUUACACAUGUUUGUGUUUGUUCUUGUUAUGUAUUUUGUCUUCUAAUUUUGUAUUUUUACGUUGUGAAUUGCCCUGUAAUGAAGGGCAGUAUAUAAAUUUAAUAAAUAAUAGUGCAUGAAACACUCUCCUUUCACUUAUUUGAUAUUUGAUGUAUAUUGGCCAAACUGUAGAAACCUGUCUUAACUGAAAAAGUUUGUGUUUGAAUUCAUGUACAUCCUUCAUAGAUGCUAUUGUCAGUGUGAUUAUGCAGGUUUGAAAUGAUACUCAUACUGUAUGUUCUGUUGGUUAAAAUAAUACUCCUGACAUCUUUGCUUAUACAAGACUGAAUGUGACUGUAGUAGCAGUCAGUUUGCACUCAAUAAAAUACCCUCUUUCCUAGAUAGACAAAGCAAAAUAGAAUUUAGAAAUAUAGCAAACAUAACUAGUGGGCGGGCUUGCUGUGUACAGCUCAGUGUUGUUUGAAAGACUGGUCUAUUUUUGUGGAUGCCAGUGAAUCAUCACGUAAGCCAUAUGAUUCCUCUUACUGUGCUUUGAGUGAUUGCAAGUUCAAACUUAGUAGCCCACAUAGCUUUUGGUUAAAGCAGCCAAAGGUCACCAUAAAGACAAGUAUUCAUUGUGGCAAUGGAAAUAUCUGCAAGACAUGUCAUAUAUUUGUAAUCCAAACCUGCUUUAGUAUGGAAAUAACAUUGGACUGUCCUUGCUUAGGUGUCUACAAAUACCAGCUCAAAGGGAAAGGAUAGAUAGGUGGGUUAACAUGGCAGGGAGGAAUAGAGAAUUUCCUUGAAGGGAAAAGUAAACGCAGAUCAGAUUAUAUCAGCAGUUCCACAUACUCACUUGCUGCAGAAUAUCCCUUUCCUACCACACAUUUGGAGGAGAUAAUGGCAGCAGUAGAGUUCUACUGGCGUCUCUUGCAAAAGCCCAGCAUAAGCCAUAGAAAGUAUGCAGGAGGGCAGGGGUUGUUGGGAACUAGAAAUGUUGGCUAAAUAAGUCCAGCCAGUUUCCCAGCUUCUACAUAAUUUUUAAGUAAUUAACUGGGAUAAUGUUGGGCUAUUUUCAAUUGGAAAUAUGCUAUAGGGAGCAAAAAGGGUUUGUAGUGGUAAUGAUAUUGGGCAUGUAAAUGGUUCUGUGGAAAAACUACUGGAAUUUAUAUUUCCCACUUCAUACUAAAUUCUACAGAGUUAGUGCAUUGCUACUCAGCAUAGUGAGGAACUGCAGACAUUUUUGAAAGAAAAGCCUGUUCGCUACCUGUUAAGGAAGGGACCGGCUUCUGCUGUUAAGCAUUUAUCUUUCAUUGCCAGGUACCCACCUUUGUCCACCUUCCUAACACACUUGUAGAGUUAUGCACAGCUGAUACUUGGCAAGACAUGAAAUUAUCUGUGUCUCCAUAUGGAGUGGGAGCUGGGAGAAGAGGCUGACAGUUUGCAAGAGUUUGGUAUAUAGAACACUAAUCUCAAUGAAGCUGAAUAGAUUCUUGGUGGCUGCAGUGUUUAAAUGCAGAGAGAGAUUCCCUUUACCCAGAUGCAUAGAAUACACCAUAUAUGGCUAAAAUAAUGGCUUACUACAUGAGAUAUUUGCAGAUAUCCUUCCAUCUGUCCAUCCAUUUUCACUCUAGUAGUAAACAGUCAGUGGCUUAAUAGAACUAGAAAAAUAGGAACCCUCCUAUUAAGUUAAAAUAGAGUCCAAUAUGAAAAGCUUAAGCUCAAGGGUAGUGGACUUUGACUCGGUGGCUUUAAAGUCUUGCAUCUCCAGACUACUCACUUUUAUGUUAAAGCAUUGAAAUAUAUUUAUCCAAGUACUUCACUAAGAGAUAUUACGCAUAUAAAAAUGGAUUUUUGAGCCAAUGGUUAGGUUGAAAACUUUGCAGCAUAGUACAACACACAAUACUAUAUACUGAUUUAAGAAAUCCAAGCACCAAUGUUUCUUUUCCCUCUGCAUGUACUUGUAAAUACUGUUGCAGCUGAACGUGGCAUGAUAUGUUAGAUCUACAUAUGUACAUUUCCUUCUAACUUUAUAGCUUUGGUUAUGUGUUCAUGAUUUUUGAACAGUUGCAUUAAAUUCUCCUCUCCAGUGGACUUCUGUCUACGUAGAUGCACAGUAAUAUUCAAUUCCAUAACCCAAUCUGGAAACUCUAUUGUUAUCCAGAAAUCAGUUUUGUUCAGAGUAGUUUUGUACUGCUUUAAAUAUUUCUAAACGUUCUGUUCAGCAAAAUAGUGUUCCUAACAUUGUUUUUCUUAGUAAACCAUCUCUGAUAUCCUACAUUAAAAUGUUCUUACGCCUCCCAACAUAUUUAUCUGGAAGUAAGUCUCACUUCUGAAUAAACCAGACCAGGAUUUGAGCAUAAAUCUUAGUGGAUUGGCAUGUUACAAUGGUAGAUGAAAGCUGUACUGCAAGGACUAAUUUGGCCUCCAGAGAAACCAGUAGUUGGUGCAUAAAAUAGUUUUCUGGUCUAGACAAACAGCUGGAGAUGAAAGGAAUAAUUUUCUGUGUUUGCUUUAAAAAAACAACCAUCUCAGUUUUCAUUUGUGUAAAGUAUAUAUUGAUUUUUAGUCUGAAAUGUGUCCCAUUAAAAGUCAAGACAGAUAUAAUAAAAGUUGAAGUGUAUCUAAUACUUUGAAGACCAAACUGCAUGCUACUGAUUGCCUGUAGAAGGUUGAUAUUUCAAAGCAAUGGGGAUGUAAUCCUGGUUUAUUCAGAACUGUCAACAGCUAUAUUCUGAAUCUGGAACACAUUUAGAUAAGCUGAACUCUCAAUAUGGAGUUAAGAAAAUAAUAAUCUUUUUCCAUGCUUCAGUACACUGGAAAAUCCCCUCUUUUGCACCUUUCCACUGUAGAUCAUAAGUCCCAAGAACCAGGUUUUUUUUUUAAUGAAGAAAAUUCCAUUAAAUCUCUACUUCAAAAGAAAACCGAGCCAGCUGAAAUGUUGGGGAUCAUAGCUACAAUGCUUCAAUUGGUAAAAUGUCCUCCCUUGACUGGGUCCUGUAAAUAGAUACCUAACAUCUUUUCAUCCAGACUAUUCUUCUAAAUCAAAUCUGGAGUCUUGAGAGUAAAAAUUUACACAUAUAAUUACAUAACAUGAAGCAGUUUACAUAUUUUGGGUUGAGCAUAUUUAGACUUCCAAACAUUAGGAGUGCAAAUUGAAUGCAAACAUUGCUGCUUUAACACAGAAAAUACUAUGGGUUUAAAAAAGCCACCCUUAAAUACUGCAUCACUCAAAACAAGUAGCCUAGAAAAAUCCAAGCUUUCUCAACAUUUGUAAAAAAAAUCAAAAAUAUGUGUAGGAUCCCUGCAAUUUAAAAUAAGUUUAUCUGAUUUUGUAUUUUGUUUUUGAUUACCUGUAUAUAUUAUACUUCACAUUCUUUAUAGGGUAGUUGCUGACACUUGCACUGUCCAUAACCAUUAAUGAUGAUGAAAGGUCCUUCAUGGCUGGCUUCAUAUUCAUUAUAUGGUCCUUGGUCUGACAUGUUUGACAUAUGUAGCCGUGUUUGAGAUCGUAGUUGCCUGUGGCUUUGAAUCAUUGAGCACUGCCUAAUUUUUCUUAAUGUGGGAGGGCAGCACUUCCUGGAGAUGAACACUACAAAAAUGAUAAAAAAGAAAGAAAAUAAUAAAGCCAUUGUUCCUGUAAUUACCUGCUGGCUGAAGAUGGCAUUGUUCGGCUCAGGCAACUGCUCUUCUGUAGUAAUGGGCAUGCCUGUCGUAGUUGAAAUUUCUUUGUCUCCCACAUGGAAAUUUGAGGAGCUUAUCCUUUUUGUAUAUUCAGUCGUUGGAGCUCUGUAACUUGUAGCAAUGGAUGUAACAACAGUUGAUAAAUUCCAACAAAGCUGAAAACCAUAAACUGCAUCUAGAAUAUCCUCUCCCUGGGUGUGGUUGGGGCUAUGACAAAGUAUCGAAUGCUCCCACCGACCUUGGAAGCCACUCAGCCAUGUGGCUAGUGCACAUAUUUUGGGGCUGCAUUCCCAGGGAUUGCUGGAGAGGCCCACUGUAGUAAGGGUUGUAAGUGAAUAUAAAACCUUGGACUCCAGAGUGGUUAGCUUGUUGUUAUCCAUUAGGAGUACUUUAAGAUUAGGCAUUGUUUCAAAAACUGUCAUAUCAAUGGCUUUGAUCUCAUUUCCGGACAAAUCUAGCUUUUCUAAAGUGCCCCAGGUCCAUUCCAUCCCGCAUGUCAAGUUGCUAAUUUUAUUCCCCUGCAAGAAGAGCAUGUGCAGAUUGCUUAGCCGUAGGAAAUGAGCAAAGUUAAUCUUUGUCAGCUGGUUGUGCUCUAGGUGAAGUUCCCUCAGUUUGAUUAAUCCUGCAAAUCCAUUGCGUGCCAAACUUCGCAAGCGAUUUGUGCUCAAAUCCAGAAAAUCCAAACUGCGGCAGUCUGAAAAUAGACGGACUGGGAUAGUCCUCAGGGAAUUGGAACGUAAACUCAAGGUUUGCAGUUUGCGAAGGCCAUAGAACAACUCAGGAUGCAAAGCAGACAAUUGAUUGAAAGAGAGGUCCAAAUGUUGCAGGUUAAGCAGUUGGCUAAAAGUUGUGUUUGGCAAAUAAGAGAUUUUAUUUGAACUUAAAACUAAUUCCUUGAGUUUAUACAGUCCUUGGAAACCAUCUUCUCUUAUUGUAUCAAUUUGAUUAUGGUCUAAAUGAAGCCAAGUAAGUUGACUGAAGCUUGCAAACUGAUCCCCUUCAAGUUCCAUAAUAACAUUGUGCCUCAAAGACAAACCUAGACAGCCCUUGUCAGUGGUGUUUGGCACUGAGUGAAACCCCUGAGAGUCACAGUAAAAGAGCAGCUUCUCGCAACGGCAUUUUGGCGGACAAGCCGUACCCAAGGCAGGCAGCAUUUUAAAAACAAUACUCAUUGCAUAUACUGCUGCCAGCAUAGGAGCCCCUAAUGGCCACUUGAAAUGUAAGCCUGCAGAAUAUAAUUCAGGGAAACAACAAAAUAGGAUAUUUUUAUCAGAUGUAUGCUUCCAACAAAACGGAGAAAGAAUGCUACAGAUAAAUCACAUGCAUUAAAAUGCUUCAGGUCUUAAGAAUAUAAAACAAAUCCUCGUGAGCAUCUCUCUGAAUUAUUGACAUUACUGAUAAGGCAACUGAAAAGUGCCUUUAAAAUCUAUUGUUGUCUAAAUGUGCAUUUCUAAAGCAAGGUUGACUGCACAUAGUGCAACAAACAGAAAUAUUUAAACUUACCCAUUCUUUUGAGUACGUUGGCGGUUGCAUUCAGUCGCAGUUUUAGACUCAACACAGUGAGUCUGUAAAAGGCUCUAACGCUGACAACCUUUGAAUAAUUUACUUUCUUCUACUGUCCUCAUCCGAGGAAAAAAAUGACUUGACAUCCUCUUUUCUCAUAUUCCUUUUGAAUUCAUUUCCUUGAUUUCCAGCGGUAGGUCUGUUAAUUCCUUAAACAGUGCUGAACUGGGAGUUCUUUUUGUACUGCUGCUUAAUUGAAAAUGCUUUCCACUGCUAUGGCUUUUUUGUCUUAACUUGUUGAUGGCAGAAGGGUGGCUUAUUGCUGAGAGAAGCUUCUGUAGUCGCUUGAAUGCAUUUGCUGAAAAGCUUUCAGGGAUACGGUACAGGAAUGCAUUUGCUUAUGUGCUGCGACCACACAACUGUAUAUAGGCUGACGUCAUCCUGUGACGUUCCUUUUUGUUUGGGUUUUCCAGAAGCUUUGCAGUUUAAGACACAGUGGUGCAUACUGUGAAUUGUGAGAUUAGACUACCACUAAGAGGAAAAACUAAUUGUAGGAAUUUUUCAUCCAGCAUUCAAGUAAUAGGAAUGACUUUACAUGAAUCUCUCUUGCAAGUUACAUGUUUAUUACAAUAGCCCUGAGCUAUAUAUCUGAAUUUGUGAAGUAAAGUUACUGAUUUUUGUGACAUGGUGGUCCUGCUGGCAUUCUUCUGCCUACAUGUGUGAGAGCAGGGUGCUAAUUAAAAAAAAAAAAAAAUCCUCCAAGGGAGAGUUGCAUGGGAUUAGCAUGUCAGAAAUUAUUUGUAUUGCUAUAUAAUUAAAGAUCUAGUUUAAAAGGAGGAUUUUAUUUUAUUUUAUUUUAUUGCUAGCAAUGGAGAAAGAGUGUUUUGGAAAAGACCACAUAGGAGAGUCAAUCAAAUGCAAUAGCUUUAAUAAAUCUCUUUCUACUUUAAAAUGUGUUUUUUUAAUAAAAUAAGAUAAUGUCAUUCAAAGCUCUAAUGGUUCUACUUCUGGAUAGUUCGGAUAUUAUUUGAGAACAAGCAAACUUGAGUCCUAUUCCAAUGAAACAAAUGUGAUAAUGAGAACUUGAAGAACAAAAGCAAACCUGGGUGGGCAGAGAGUUCACAGGGAAACUUGAAAUAGAUCUUGAGGAUGUGUGCAGGCAUCCUCGUCAAUUUUCAGCCUUUUCUGGGGAAAAGUAAACUUUACUUUCCCCCCUACCUAGCCAAAGCAAAUGUUAAUUGCACGAGUCUGGGUUUGUUUGGCAAAGACUACCAUAAAUAUUUAAUUUUGCCAUGUGGGUGAUAUAGUACAGGUAAAAAAAACUACCUGCAAUUCUAAUAAGCAAGAAGCUUGUGGCUUUUAUUUUUAAAAUAGAAGUGUUAAUUGGAGGAAUUUUGUUCAAGUUGUGUAGCAAAUUAUAUCAGUUGUUCAAAUAUCAGAAUAAAUAGGCUAUGGCAGUAAGAAUGAAUGCUAACUAACAAUGCUAUCUUAAGUAUUUCGAGACUUGUUCUGUCAUUAUCUGUAUUCUGCAACUUUAAAAUGAUUUUACAUAUAACAAACUCAGUUGCUAAGUGAAAGCUUUUCAGUUGUCAUGCUCACUAGAGGGCAGCACUGCACUCACAGUGGUAAGCAGACAUUUCAAAGCCUGCUUGAAAUGCCAGUCUCACCCAGUAGCUCUGUCGGUUAUUUCCCUUUUUGUACCUCUGGAAGGAGGCUUUCCCAGCAUAAAUUGCCUCCCCCACCCCCAAGAAAAGAAUCCUGUUAGGUUCUCACCUCAGGCUGCCUGCUUUGGAUUUUUUUAAACCCCAAUGCUAAGGACCGCUCCCUUCACUCCAUCUGUACGAGUAUUAAACAGUUUGAUUUUAUGUUCCUACUGGCCAGAGGACAAGGGAAACUUCACAAGGUGUGUGAAGUUCUAACAACACAAAGAGUCGCAUAGCCGACAUGCAUGUGGGGAAAGUUUUAAUGAAAAAUUCCAGAGUUUUUCCCUAAAACCAGCGAAACCAAGUGUUAAGAUAUGAAGAAUUAUUAUUUGGGGAAAGAGGGAAAAGGGAAGAAAAAAUGGAAGGCCACAAUCACUCAUAGACUUCUUGACAAAAAUGUAAAGUUUUUGCAAUGUCUGAGUCUUGGAGAAAGGCAGUUCUAAGAGAGUAUAUCUUUGGUCACCUAACUAGAUGGUUUCAAGAGCCAAAAUAUUGAAAGGAUGCUUCCCCUAGUUAUAGAAAUUUGAAACCACUAUAAACCCGUGACUCUCUAGAUGUGGUUGAACUCCAAAUCCCAUCAGCCCCAACUAGCAUAGUAAUGAUCAGGGAUUAUGAGUCCAGCAGCAACUGGAAGGCCACAACCCACCCCCACUGUGAUUUAAAGUAUUUUAUUACAGAACUAAGUUUUUGCCAGGUUCAACUAUGUAUAAGUGCUUCAUGUGUUCAGCAGUCCCAUUGUGUGAGAGCAGCAGUCUGCUUGUGCAGUGUUUGAUUCAGUCCUAUAAAGGGGCUCCUUACUUGUGCAUGUGACCUGAGCUUGCAAAGCAUGGCAUUCUUUUUGGACUUCAGUGUUGUUAGUCCAUCAUCUAUGAGGCAUUGCCCUUGACACUGAAGUCAGCAGAAAAACCGGGGUGUUCAAAUCCUUUGGAAAAGAGCCAUUGCAAUGGGUACAAUACAUUAAUGAAGCUUGUUUGUUUUCUCUAAUUCUCUAGGCUGGACGCAAAGAAAGAAGCGAUGCUUUAAAUUCUGCAAUAGACAAAAUGACAAAAAAGACAAGGGAUUUGCGUAGACAGGUACAGUAUUAAAUAUGUAUAAAGUGUUCAUGAAAACAGUUACACUACAUAACAUUCCAUUUAUCAUGUUAGCCUGAUUCUAGCAGUCUUUUACUGUUCUUUUCAUUGUAGUAGAAAACUAAAAGAUUGGAUUCAAUUAGAAGUUGAGUGAGCUGGCCUUGGAAGAAGGGAGUCGCAGUAUCUUCGCAGAAGCCUCUUAGAUGGAGCUUUGCUGGAGGCGGACACAUAACAAGCUCUUCCUCCUCUUCUCUUCAGCAGCAAAGGCCAACCUAAUCGAGCCGCUGCUUACAAGGAUUGUCUUCCUAGAAUGAACUCUCUCCUUAUGAAGAGAGAGCAUCGAAGCGAGCCAUUAGCAAUGACUAUUUUGUUUUUGUCUUUUUCCUUGGCCACACGGAAAAUCGAAACUGCUUUUGUGUCAAUCUAAUCUUGUCAAAACAUGAGAAAUGACCAGUUUCUAUGCUCCCUGUCAUGGGUCGCCAUACUUUGUUAUAAAGUCACCAACAUCUCACAGGUAGUGGGACAAAUCAGAUCCAAAAAGGCCAAAACAUUGUCAUCAAACCUUGGAUACAUGGAAUACGUCUCACAGCUUUUAAAACAUUCUUUUCCCAACAAGUGAAAUCUGAUAGAACUUCUGCAGUGCCUUGAUUUAAAACUUGAUAGGGCUGCUGAGGUUUCGUGGGCCAGAUCUGGCCUGUGAGCAAUACAGUGGCCUUACCUCAUACUACCUAAUUGUUUAAGCAAGUACUGUGUUUCCCCAUUAAGAUUAUUAUUUUGAGGCUAAAACGAUUAUGUGACAUGAAACAUUUACUGGGGGAGUUAGCUUCAGAAUAGUCUCCAUACAGCAAUGCCAAUUGCAUUAAAGUGAAGGAUUAUGUGUGUUUAAUAAUAGGGUUGCUGACAAAGUGAACUUUUUAUUAAUGCAGUUUACACUGAAGGGCCAACAUUGUUUUGUUCUCUGUUCUUAGCUCCGCAAGGCUGUAAUGGACCAUGUUUCAGAUUCCUUUCUGGAGACAAACGUGCCACUUCUAGUGCUUAUUGAAGCCGCCAAGAACGGGAACGAGAAAGAGGUUAAGGAAUACGCACAGGUUUUCCGUGAACAUGCCAACAAACUGAUAGAGGUAAAGUAAUAAUUUUAAAUUUGAAUAACUUGUAUCAGGUUAAUUAUGUGUUACAUGAAGUAUUUAUCUUCCAUCUACAACCAGCCGGCUUCAUUGGAUCACUUCAGGUUCUGGUAUGCUGACAGAGAAGCCUCGCUCUUUUAACACCAAGAGCUUUCUGUCCUCGCUUCUCUUUUAUAAAAACAACCAAACAAAUGAAGUAUGUAUCUGGAAAUUUCCCUAGCUAGCCUUAUAGCUACAAUACUUGAUUUCUAACAAUUCUCCUUUUACUUACAGUUGAGUUUUGGGCAGCAUGUUAAAUACAUCUUUUCCUGACUGGUAAUACUAUGUGCAUUAUAGAGUUUUAUGGGUUUUUUAACAAAGUUGUGGAGAGAAGUUUGCAAGUGUGACAGCAUAAGUGCUUAAGAGAAAAAGAGCCAGUUGGCUAGUGUCAGAUGAUAGAACAUUUCAAGCUUUGGUAGAUUUCGAUCAAAAUGAUUACAUUUGAAAUGGCUGUAGAUUUAUCUGUUUCAUAACUAUGGGGAAAAGUAUUUUUAUUACUGAGGACAUAAAAUCCAGAAUUUCACUGAUUGCAUUCCUGCAUUUUGUUAACAUUAAUGCAAGAUUCCAAGUGGCUUUACCAAUGCCACAUGCUGCUAUUAACACAAGUGAAAAAAGGCUUUGUACUAAUAUGGAAUUCAAUGUUAUAGAGAAGCUAUAAUUUUGAAGACAGGCGUUUGUCACACUUGAAAGCCUGUUUAAUGCAUACAUAUUUAUAAUUCUUUGUAGUAGCAAGUGAUAACCAAUCACCACAGACAAAAGACACCACACCAGCCAACACCAGUUGUUACUGUGCUUUUCAGUGGAGAUGGUCAGUACGUGUGGUUGAGAUGUCAACAGCGAUUGAAAAAUACUAUAGACAAUUCCAUCAUACAGAAAGUAUCAACAGAUAAGCACACAACUUAAUGUUACUGCUGAGGAAGAAUUUUAGGGAACUGCUAAAUUAAAAUUAAAUGCAAAAUCUGUUCAGCAAAACUUAAGAUUCUCAGUUAAUUAAAAAUUCAUGUAGGCCUUGUGUGAGAAUACAUCUGUGUGUUAUCUAUUAACUAUGUUUAUCUGCCUUAGCCCAAGUGCCUCAGGGCUUUUAUAGAAGAAAAUGAGAGGCCCAGGCCUUGAAAAACAAUGUUGUAACUAAGCUUCUAAAAAAAAAAAACUUUAAAAAAAUAUUUUGCAAGUGCAGAGGGGAAAGCCAUAAGAUAAGUCAAGAACAGCAUAUUACCAGGUGUCACUAUAUAGUGAUUAACAUUCAGUAUAGUUACGUAUAAUGAGUGAUAUAUACAAGAUUUCUACAAAUAUAUUUUUAAUAAACCCUUUUGCAACCUAACUUAAUCCGUUGCAUUUUCAGCCAGGGCCACCCUCCACACACAGUCAUUCCAUGCAGUAAAAGACAAGUUUAAGGCUAUCUUCCAGUUUUUGGAACUCCUUCCAUACUAAUCUGUGCCUUGAAGACUGUCCAGAACGUCAAGGCCAGACAAUUGUGAAUGGUUUGCUGCAUAAUAUCACAGCUUGGAAUGCCAGCAACCAGAGGAGCGAAACAGGAAGCAGACCACUACAUAUGAAGGAGGGUCAUUUUUUCCUUUAUGCCCCCUCUAGCAUAAGGGCCUCAGACUUUUUUAUAUAUAUAUAACGAAGUUGAACUCAUGUUGGAUGCCAUCUAAAUUUAGCCGAGUGGCCCUUCUCUAAUUAGGGCUGCGGUAGACUUGAUUGAUAUGACAAUUCCAUUGCCAUUCACUGAUUUGUCAUGCUGAUGUCAGUUUCCCAGGCACCUUUCAGGCUGAUGGUAGAAGAGAAAUCCACUUCAGAUAAAUGUUACAUAUUACUGAGAGGGGCAGCUUUGAAAAGACAAGUUCAUCCAAUAGCUUAUGUUUUAUAUAGUCUUGAAAGUAACUCAAUAGAUUGAUUUUAAUUUAUCUGCUGUUAUGUGAUUCAGUAUUUAAUAAAACACUGUGUCUUGUAAACUGCAAUAUGAUGGCUUGUGGGUAAUGGUGAGCAAUUCAAUACUCUAAAAGAAAUUUGUUUUUUAUGAUCAGUAGAGAGAAACAUGGUUUAAACACAAAUCAGGAAGUGCUGAAGGCUGGGACUUCAAUCUAAAAGUGUGUUGAAUGGGGUAGCUAACACAGAAUCAUAGAAUCAUCAAAUUGUAGAGUUGAAAGGGACCCUGAGGAUAAUCUAAUCCAAACUCCUGCAAUGCAGGAAUAUGCAGCUGUCCCGUACAGGGAUCCAACCUGCAAUCUUAUCACUAUAAGCACCACGCUCUAACCAACUGAGCUAUCCAGCUCCAUCCAUGUUGCCGUGCAGAUACUUUGGACUACAAUUUCUAUCAUCCCUGAAUAUUCACCAUGCUAGCUGGGGCUAAUGGGAGUUGUAGUUGAGUAAUAUCUGGAGCGCACCAUGUUGGCUAAUGUGAGCCCAUAUCAACAUUUCCUUGCUCAAGGAACUGAGCCUUGUGCUUGCUUUCUACAAGUAAACUUAAAGAGUUAAGAAUGCCUCACUUGAGACAUCAACCUAAUUUCCUGCUCCAGUGUCAUUGUUAAUGAAUUUCAAAGCAAUUUUUAAAGAGCUGAUCCACAUAUAGAAUGGACAGCCUUCUAGAAGACUACCCACCGCUUAACGUUCUGUCACCAGCACAUUAGCUCAAAUCAUAGUGCAGUGUUUUAGGGAAGUAGUUGUAAGUACGCAUUUGUUACUAUUAUAUGUGGCAGGAUUGUCACUUGGGGGUAAAUAGAAAGUUGUUCAUCCAAAUGCUAGCAGCACCAGUAGGCAGCCCGAGGUCAUCCAUGCAUCUUAAGAUGUAAAGGGCAGAUUCUUGGAGAUGGGUUACAGAAUUGGCUCAAAGAGUGUGUUUUUUUUAUAACUGUAUUAAAAUUAAUUUCUUCCGCCUGUAUUACAGGAAAUACUUCCAAACUCGUAACUACUCAUUCCUUUUGAAUUAGCUAAAUUAUCAUUCACAGCAUAUCUGUCGCUUCUAAGCCUGGGGCAGGGGGUAUGGUCAUUGAUUUGCUGUCAGUGUGUAUGUAUAUUAGCCUGUCACAUAGAAUAGUGUACGGGGCAGGUGUCUGACAAAAGAAGCAAUCUUAAAUUGUGUGCAUUUGGCCGCUUUUGUCCCACACUGCAAAUGUGCAGUGUUGGCUAUUCCAAACAUGGAGAAUAUAUAGCAGGGAUGGUCAGCUUUAGGUUGGGAGGCUAGGUUUCCCACAGUCAAGUUUUGAGGGACUACAGAACAGAAACACACACUGAUGACAUUCCCUAGUUUUAGCAGCCAGGUCAGUGGGGUGAUUGAACACCACUAUCUCCUGAGCUGAAUAACCUGGGGUUGGAAAGGCCAGGAAAAUCAUGUAAGAAUCACACUUAACUGUCGUGGCUGUCCAUUGUAUUGGGAAAUGGGUAAGCAGCCAUGACAUGGGAGCUUUUAGGAUCUUCUUCAGUCUCCCAAUAGGAGGCUGUGUUCCUCAGCCUAGUGAGGAACACUGCUUUGUCAUUUCUCCCUGGGCUUGGUUGCAUGAAAUGUCCUGGACAACUGGGCAAGCAGCAGUUGCAUGAGGACAUUUUGUGGGACUGUCCCUAACAGCAUGGCAGAUGGUUUGCAAGUCCUUCGACAUUCACACAGUCCCAUGACAUUAGAAUGUUUUGGUUAUAAUGAUGUGAAAACCUUAACCUUUGGCAAGGAUUCUGAAGUCAGCUCAGUAAGAACAGAAUGAUUUGAUAGAUAAGAGGGAGAAAAUAAUUCUUUAGUUUUUCAAAGGCCAAUACAGGGAAAGAAUAUUGUGUCAGUAUUGGUUGUCGCCCAUAUUUUCCUAUCUUUUCCUGUGCAACCAUAACAGUGAGAAGUUUUGUAGUACGGAUUAUACUCUCCACUACCCAGGCACUGAGUAGGAAAUCUGGAAUCCUGCUAAUACAAGUUUCUAGCCCAUGUGAUAGCCACACCAUCUUCCUUGCUGACUUCUGACUCCAAAAAGGAGACAAAUCCAGAUCCUCUAAGAAUAUACAAAGUGAAGUGAAAAGACAUUUGAUCUUACAGAGGAUCACAACAACCCUAUUUAGAAAACAUUUAUACCAAUUAUCUGGGAAUGCUGAUGGAAAGGGGUAAUUUCCCUUGCAUGCCUAGCAAUUUAUCUCAUUACUAGGAUUCUCAAAUGUGGAUUUAAAAACUAAUGUUUAAUGCAAGUUAGCGUCAUGCUGGGGCACGCAGUUCAAAGUUUUCACUCUGUUCCUGCUGCUGUGCCACCAGAAAGCGAGUCAGUGUCUGACUUGUCACAGUGCCCAAACAUGUUUCAGGUUCGUUUCUUUCCAAACAGCCACAAGUGGUAACCAAGGUUUAUUCUUGUCUUACUGCUUGUGGGUUUUGGGGGGAGAAGUGUCGGCCCAAGUUCAGAUAUUGUGACAAACCAGAUUUUGGUUUCUUUCCCAGCAGCAUAGCCAGGAACAAGGGAAGAACAUCAAGGAACUGCAAUAGCAUACUGCACACAAACAUUAAACCAUAGGGUUUUGGGUUUUUUUUUACUGUAUUUUAAUGUGAUGUACAAACCUAUUAAGCUUUUAAGAUUAGAACACGAGUUUUGAAUUUGAUAAAACUGUCAAAAGAGUAACAAAGCCUUUAUCUCCAGAGGUAUUACCAAAUGUUUGUGUUCUUUUUAAGGUAGUGAUUCCAGACUUGUCUUUCCAACGUACAGCUGAUUUUUGCCUGUUCUAGAAUAGCCAACCCUGUUAUUCAAACAAUCUAGGUCAGCUCCUGGAUGGGUGACUGGCUUGAGUUCUAGGUCAGGAGGAUAUUAAUGUAAGCAAAAGAAUUUGGAAGGUCAACAAAACAUUCACUUAGUUAGAAAGAAGAAACACCUGCAUUUCUUGCUAUUUUUUCUAUGCCCUUUUUUUUUGGUCUCCAAAUAGCAAGGAGAAGGAUGAACAAAAAAAUCCUUUCAUGCUUGUGUUCCACAGAUUUGCUCUUAAUAAGGUUAGCAUCAAAUAAAUUGUCAACCUAUGAUCUGUGUGUGUUUUUAAUGUAACAAAAAGCUUGAUUAUUUUUAGUUCUGUAGACUCAUCUCUCCUAGCAGUUAAUAAUAGGGUUGGUGACAGAGAUUCACAGUAGAUAAUACACUUGUCUUUAUAAUAAGCUUGAAAAUAAUCCUAACAAAAAGCUUUGAUUUUUUUAAAUGUAAAAUUAUUUAUGAACAACUUUGUUAACGAGCCAGUUAGUUCUGUCACUGUUCAAAAUACCUAAUCUAUACAAUAUGAUUCUUAUGAAAGCAUAGAUAAAAGUACAAACACAGGUGCAAAGAUCCCUGAAAAUAACUAAAAGCCUUUAUCCUUACGGCUCUGGUUCUGCCUGGUUUCAAGUCUUGACAGCAAAAACUUCGGCUUUCCUUCCAUGGCAGUGUCUCUGCUUCUUUAACAAAACACAUUAAAAUGCUUUUAAUUGCUUCUCUCCUUAUUGGUGCAGAAUGUUUAUAGGCACGAUAAAUCUUUACAAGAAACCACCUGUUUACUAACCAGAGUUUAGGCUUCCUUUGGCUGGCUGCUUGCUAGAAAGAGGCGAAAUUUUGCUGCUUAUAGUGGGAUGGAACGCACUGUUCUUGUCUUUGUACUAAUUUUUACAUAUUUCUGUGCGCAAAUGUAGGCUUUAAAUAACAAGCUGUCAUUCACCUGUCAGUUAAUAACUACAAACCCUUUUAGAAUCCCUCCUCCGAGAACAGGUUCCAAAAUAUGGAACAUUUUCACUUAAAAAUAAGUGUGCCCUUUCAUUCCCCUUCCAGAAAGCAAAUGGAAGGACUUGUCUCUAGAUAGCAGCUCAAGGUUCCAAGCAAAUCUCUAGAAACGGCCAAUUGUCAUCUUUUUCUGCACCAGUUGGCAACCAUGUAUUCUGUUCUGAAUCUUGGAUGCACAUAAACUGCUUGCACAUGAGUGGAGGAUGUUCCCACACCAGUGGCUAAGUGAAACUACAGAUCAGGACUCUCAGUACACCUUUAGCUAAAGUAUAUGUUUUCUUUAGAAUAGCCAAAUGAACUGACUUCUACACGGGCGUAAAGCAAUAAUAUCGGAUAGCAAUCAGUCUGUUCAAAUGUUUUUUACUACAUGGAAUUUGGAAGACCAACUAUUUAGAGGCUAGCCCUGAAAUGUAUUACAAAUGUUUGGGGGUUUUUUUUGUAAUUUAAGAAUUGUUAUUGCCAGUUGCAAAAGGCAUGCAAACUGUAACAGUUUCCUUGUGAAGAGCUUUUGAUUCCAGAAGCAAAAACACCUUCCUAAAAUACCUUUCUGUCAUCUGCACAGGUUGCCAACUUGGCCUGUUCUAUCUCAAAUAACGAAGAAGGUGUGAAAUUAGUCCACAUGUCAGCAAGCCAGCUUGAAGCCCUCUGUCCUCAGGUAAAUUAUGGAUGGACCUAUGAAUUCUAUAGUCUAAUUCUGUAUGAAAUGUGGGGAGUGUAAAUAUAUUUUUAGUGUGUAUAAUAAUAUUUUGCCUGCUAAAAUCAACACAGUAGGGUAGGUGGUUUUUCAGAUCGUAAAGAAAAGUUAUUGUAGUCUCUUAAUAUAAAGCAUAAGCCAGAGGUAGCUUUAAAGCUAUUAACAUAAAAUAUUCUGGUGAGUUGUUCCAUCAGUGGUAAAUAAUAUCCUCUGUCAUCUGUUUCUCUAUUGAGCAAAGGGGUAAUGUGUGCCUGACAUUACUCCAUUGUUUAGAUGUUGGAAGAAAAACAAAAUUGCAAAAAGAUGUGUUCAUGACAUUGUUAUUUAAGUCAGUUGAGUAUGUGCAGACUCUGUGCCAAUCCCAAACAUAUUUAGAUCUAAAUUAGGGGAGGGGAACCCUCAGUCUUCCUUGCUUUUUCUUCGUACUGAGAGCUGCUGUAACGUAAAAGUUAAUCAGGAAAAUCCCCAGUUUGAUUAUUGUCAUUAAUUAACUCAAGGGAACCUUAACCAAAACAGCUGUAGCCUCUGUUCCCACUCCCCCCCAGUCAAAAAAACCCUACUGAUUUGUCAGUUUUGCAGAAUGUAGUUCAUAUUUAGUACAUAAAGUCUGAAAAUUUGUAAAUUCAUAGUGUGUUUUUAAAAAAUGCCUUGCGUUACAGGUAAUAAAUGCAGCUUUGGCUUUGGCUGCCAAGCCACAAAGUAAGCUAGCUCAAGAAAACAUGGAGAUGUUUAAAGAACAGUGGGAAAAGCAAGUUCGUGUGCUUACAGAUGCUGUGGAUGACAUCACUUCCAUUGAUGACUUCCUGGCAGUAUCAGGUAACAGGCUGCAGAAUGCUAAGAUUUCUUUUACGUUUAGCUUUAUUGUUUAUCCUGCUACAGUGGCACUGGAAUAUCCUUUGGAAUUCUGUGAACAGCACUGUUGGUUUGCUGCAACAAAGAAUGUAAUAUGGUAGCAGCUGACUCAAGUAAGCAGAAGCUUUUGUAGGCAAGAGUCUACAGCAUUUAGCUUGUGCACAUUUAUCUUUAAUAGGGUUGCCAUAAGUCCUGGACAUACCUGGAAUACUGCAGUUGGAAGGAGUGUUCAGGGCGGAAACCUUUGAAAUAUGGCAGCCCUAUCUUGAAGUUCUUGGCAAAAAACAAAGCAGUAGACAUAUGGGGUAAAAAUACAGACAAUCCACUUGACAUUGAACCCCAUAUGUUUUGACUAUACACAGUUUUGACAUUAGGCGUGAUCCCUGGAACGUAACCCCUGCAUAAGUUGCAGGCUUACUGGAUUUCAUCAGUUGCGGGAGGUAAAUGAAAAUGGAUGGUGAAGAUUUUGAUAUAUAAAUAUAGAAGAGGUGUAGAUAUACUCUUAUCAGUCCUGUGGGAGGAGAACUUGCCUUACAAUGUGAGAGUAAAAUAUAUAUAUAUAUAUAUAGGGAAAACCUAUAUUGUUCAGUCAAUAGCAUUGCCAUCAAUAUAUACAUCUCCCCCAUAUUUGUGGUGUACAUGGAACAGUACUUCCUUAACAUCUGUUAUCCAAUAAACAUUUUCUACUGUUCUGGAAAUUCCUGUUUGCAUUACGUGCACACAAUACAAUAAGGUGACAAUCAUUAUGGUUUGUUGCUGUUGAAUGAUAACAGUUUUGUACAAAAGAGCGAAGUUUAUUGUAUAAAUUAUUGUAGAUUGCUGGGAGACUAGUCUGUUUUAGGCUGCUUGACUUAUUUGCUGGCAUAAUUGUUUGGAUAAAUGGAUAGAAGAUACAAGGUAUGCCAACUUUAAUUUGCAUGUUAUUUCCUUUCAGGCAGCAUUUUGAAUACUUUAUUUUAUUAAUCACACGGCUUGCAGCUAGGUUUAGUGUAUUACUUUUUAAAAUAAAAUGUCUGACUACCUCAGGCACUUUAGAGAUAGCAAUCACCAGUCAUUUACGGUUGGUGUUCAGCAUGUAAAUAAAGAAGUAUACCAGGUCACUAGAACAGCUCUUGUCUUCAGCUAUAGCUAUGUUGUGUUAGAAUGUCAGGCUUGCACUAAAGCGGAUGUCUAACAUUACCAACAGGUUAAAGGGACUGUAGCGGAGCACUCCUUAACAGACAUUUCUUUUCCUGUAAACCUCACCUCCAUGAGAUGAAGUUUUCUUAAAAGCCCUGCAUUUCCUCAAUCCAAAUUUUAGAAAGUACUGCGAGCAUAUGCAAAAACACAGAAGCCCUCACUGCUGUUUCUACUCUGGAUCUCAGGCUGGUAGUGGAAGUGCAAAAUAUGCCACUGGGCUGCCUCACUCCUUCCAUGUAUGGAGCUGCUGUAGACAAUGAGGUGUUGAAAAUGUAUGCUGUGUGAGUUUGGAGCCGUUUGCCACAUUUCCCACACACGCAACUUGCAGUCCAGCCUAACUGCAGAUUUCAGCAGUAGUUACUAUUUAUUAUCUUACUACUGCCAAGCUAAGCUGCCUACAACUGCAGCCUUUACUUCACUCGGGCUGUGGAGGACAGUCUGUCCUACCCCCUUCUGCUCCCGAAAGGCUUUCUCACUGCCUUUCCUUCCAUUAAUAAUUAGUUCCUUUAUUUAUUUAUUUUGUUAACAGCGCUCUAUAAAGAUCUUUCCUAAAAGCGUUGGCCUGGGUGGAAGGGACAGACACUUUAGCCAGUGACAGAGUGAAGCUGAGGAGGUUGGAACCUGGUGCUGCACAUCCACUUUCACUGGAUUCAGUCUCUGGGUUUUAUACUGUGCUAAGAAUCCCCUAUCCUAACUGUUCUGCACCCCCAGCUUCUUAAUUUUUAUUCUGCAUUCACUCACUUGCUCUUUGCUGAAUAAUGUUUGUUACAUAGCUAAUGGCUGCAUAAAGUUGCUCUCCAAUGGUGCCAUUUAAAAGACAGUGGAAACUUGAAACAAGCAGUUUGCAAAGGCUAUGUGUGGUGGCCUGGCUACCGCUUUGUAUACUUCUGAUUAACAUUAGACUAUUUCAGAAUGGCUUAAUGUCAAGAAUAGGAACAUGUUGGAGGAUUUGGAAUGAGGGGUGAAUGUCAAAAGGAAGAAGAAAAAUCUUUCUUGUAGUACAUGUCUCACUUUUCCAUAAAGGAGCAUACCGCUUCAGUGCAAACAUUUAAUACCUUCAGUGCCACCUGGAAAAUUGAGUACCAUAAAGCGUGAAAUUGUCAGAGCUGCCUGAGGAACAUGGACAAAUUAUUGCCAAUAAGAACUUGAGCAUCUUCAUCUUUCUUGGGCUUCAGAAAGAUCUUUUGUUUCCUGAAGAAGUAGAUGUAGAAAAGUGAAAAGCAUUCUCUUCCCAUCAAAUCAUUAAGAAUGUUCGUGGGUAUUUGAUUUUGUCUGCAGCUCUCACUUUGUUGUCCGAUUUGAUCUAUAAAACUUUUUAUAAGAGAGGUGCUGGAACCUGUGGCCCUUGGAUUGGUUUUCUGCAGGUGUGGGGAACCUAGAGGGAAGAGAGCAGGAAGGAGAACAGAAUGGGAUAACCUGAGGGAAAGAGACAGUGGAGCCCUCUGCAAGUGAUCUGCCCCCAGCAACUAUCACUGAGGGAAUGGGGUUCUCAACAGGAUGGGGGAAGGAAUUAAAGUUUCCCACCGCUGUUUCAGAAUGUUGAUUGGAAUGUGACUUAUUUCAUGUCCGUAUUGCAAAUAAAAUAGACUUUGAACAGGUGAAUGAUUACAAUUUCCUUCAGUCAUGAAAUGGGGGUAUAGGGGAUUUUUUUCUUAAUUGAAUUUUUUCUUAAUUGCUGCAUUUUGUACUCAUCACAUAACAACAAAAGACUUGGAUUUUUCACAGUCUUGACCAAUCCCCCUCACCCUCCGUACUGAUGCUGUUAUACACCAACCUAGGGCAGAAUGUUAAUUUUGAAUUCUAUUCUGUUCUAUUUUACUACCAGAGAAUCAUAUUCUGGAAGAUGUAAACAAAUGUGUCAUUGCUCUCCAAGAAAAAGAUGUUGAUGGCUUAGAUCGCACUGCUGGUGCAAUUCGUGGUCGUGCAGCUAGAGUAAUUCAUGUUGUCACUUCUGAAAUGGAUAAUUAUGAACCUGGAGUGUAUACAGAAAAGGUUCUGGAGGCAACAAAGCUGCUGUCAAACACAGGUAAGAUAAACUACCUCAUCAGGCUUUUAAUUUCAGAUACUUACCCUGUUCAGUGCUUUCUGCUUACAACUUUGUGUCGGUAGGUACAGCAAAUUUAUUAACUGUUUAAACCUCAGUGCUAAAUCUAGUGUUUUGCUGGAAUAUUUGCUUGAAAUGUGGGUCUUUUUAUCCAUAGUAUUGUUCUGUAAGCCCCAUGCUAAGUACAGAUGAUAAUAGCUGUCAUGGGGACCUGAGAGUCUUCAGAUGUUGUUGAACUACAAGUUCCACCAGUCCAAGUCAACAUCCCAUCCCUGGGAUAUAAUCACUGAGAAAUUACAGGCUUGCAAUACUAAAAUCCAUGUCCUAAUAGAACAAGUUUGCUCUCUUGAAAGAAAAAAAUGUAAAGUCAGAGAUGAGAGCUAAGCGGGACUGUAAUUGGUAAAUUUAAAAUGUCAUUAAUUUUAACGUACACACUCAAUACAUUUCUGGCCUGGAAGCAAGUUUGAUACUCUGUUGAACUGUAAAAUGCAAACCAGAAGGAAUUUUUUAUGACCAUUCUGUACAUGUGUAAAACCACAGCAGACAAUUACUUCAUUUUGACCUUGAAUUAAAAUGAAUUAAUCAUAAAAUCAAUAUCAUCAUUCUGAGGGAUUUCUUAGUGCCAUAUGACUACUAUAUUCAGUCCUAGAGCACUAUGAACAGUGCUGUGUUUGUGCUAGUUAGUAGCUUGAGCUUAAAAUAAUUUGCCAAUACAUCUUUGUGCAGAGCCGCAGUAUAGUGCAUAGGAUGUUGCAGAAUUAAACUUCAUUUUUUUUAUUUAGGCUAAAUGUGCUAGUUUUUAAUUGUUUGAAAGAUUUUCUUAAAGGUUGUAAUCAAUGGAGUUUUCCUUCUAGCAUAUGAAAGGAGAAUUCAAUUCAUCUACAAAUGUGACUUCACAGGUUAAUUGUGUAAAUCGUAAAAUCUGGUGCCAGAUUAAAUCUUUCUGCCACUACUGCAGUCAAAUCUGGCUCUGGUGUGGCUGUGCUUGCCCUGGAAAUGGAAGCAAGAAAAGAGCAGGAUACCGGCUGCCCCACUGUACGAAAUGCUGUGCCUUUCCACCUGGUAUACAACCCAAGAGGGCUGGAGGCCUCUUGGAUAGAGCCCAAAGUUUGUGCCCCAUUUACUGAGUUGGAUUGAGUUUGAGCUACUGAAGCGCAUCUUAAUAGUUUUGCCAAUGAACUGAAUGUGGCAUUGAUUCUACCAUCAAAGGUCUCUGGUGGUUCUGAUGACAGAUAAGCCAGAAUCCUUCUGGCAGACUGAUUACAGUGGUACCUCUAGUUGCGUGCACCUCUGGAUACGUAUCCUUCGGGUUACACACACGGCAAACCUGGAAGUAUUUUUUCGGGUUUCGCCGUGCACGCAUGCGCACUGUGCAUGCACAGAACAGGCACCUCUGGUUGCGAAAACCUCGGGAUCCGACCGGAGCUCCGGAAUGGAUCCUAUCUGUAACCAGAGGUACCACUGUAGUUCCAUUUUGCUCCAACACCAAGUUCCUGUAUCACUAUCCUGCAUUCCUCUUCUGCAAUGAUGAUCUUGGUAACGCACAGUACAUUUGGGGUCAGCGUUUUUAAUGCUUCAUUGCAGGUCACUGUGGCCACUUAAAAUUCCCUUAGUUAUCAUCAUCAACAUCAUGUAUUUGUAUGCUGCAUUUCCAUAGUAAACUAUGCUGAAGGGAGCUCACAACGUGGAGAAUAAUAACUUGAUGAAAACGUUUUCUUAAGAAAUACUCAAUAAAAUUAUAUAAUUAAUUAUAAGGUCUAACAACAAAAUACAAAAGCAUGAUUAUGAAAAUACAAUGGAUCCCCAAAAUUAAAUCUUGGCCCCAACAGCAGCCCCAGAACACCCCCACCCUGAUAGUCUCUAAGCAUCCUGAGCAGCAUACUUUUCUGGACUGACAGCGAGAAGGUCCCCGGUACCUUCAGCAACUACUUUGGUCUGGACCCCACACCCCCAGGCCAGGUGGAAAUUGACCAGCAAAGCAGAGAGCAUGUCUAGCCAGGACUCAGGGCAAGAAAUGCAAAAUUGAAUAUAUGUUAUUUUAUAAAGCAUUAAAGGAUCUUUAUAAGUAUCAAUUUGACCUCUUAUUUGGGAAAGUAUUUAUUUCACCGUGCUCUUCCUCCUCCUGUAGCAAAGGUGUUAGGCUCACCACUGAGGCCAUAUGUGAGAACUUGUAAUCUAAUCCUGCAUUUGUUGCACUGGCAGACUCCAUUUUCUUGCUCAUGUUUUUGUCACACUAAUGGCAUCUUAACAAAUUAGCAUUCUUUAUAUGGCCCAACAAAAUAACUUUUAUUAGCAGCCAUAGAAUUGUAGAGUUGGAAGGUGAUCGCCAGGGUCAUCUAGACCAACCUCUUGCAACACAGGAAUCCUUUCCAGAGCCAGCUCUGGACAGGUGGAAGCAAACCACCAACCUUCUGGUGAACGCACCGACCUGUUUAUUAAUGGCAUUUGUAUACCACCCAGCAACUCAGGUUUUCUGAGUGGUCAACAUCACCAUCAUCAUGUCUCGUGGCAAAACCUUUUCAUAUGUACACGUUUCAAAUGCACAAUACAAUUAAUGUACAAAACUAGCAUGAAUGUAGUCACAUCCCCACCUUUCUUAAGUGUCUGUCCUGUGUGUAUUGUUUGCCCUUUGUAGGGAUACGAUUAGGAAAUCUGAAUGUGUGUGAUUUGUAACAUUUCAAUGAAAGAACAGUUGUACCAGUAAUGUUUGUGGAUUAAAAAACUGCAUUUCAGUACUGUGUUACUGCAGAAUCUGCGUGCUAAGAGUCACAAAUUUUAUUGUAUUCUGGUAAGCGGAAUGUUUUUUCCCCCUGUGUUCUUUAGUUAUGCCACGUUUUACUGAACAAGUAGAAGCUGCUGUAGAAGCACUGAGUUCUGACCCUGCUCAACCAAUGGAUGAAAAUGAAUUCAUCGAUGCUUCUCGGUUGGUAUACGAUGGAAUUCGUGACAUCAGAAAAGCAGUGCUGAUGAUCAGAGUGAGUCAGCCUUUAUUUCCUUAAAAUAGCAUUCACGGGUUUUCUCAAACACAUUUUUAUUAAACAAUAAGGCAGUACAAUAGCACUAAGAGUGUCUGUAUAAAAUAUACACACACGCAUUCUAAAUUUAAACAGCUGCUUCACAGCAUAACCCCUCUGGGCAGCUCUCAAGGCAUAUAUAACAAUUAAAAUACAAAAUGAAACAAUAAAUGCUGUUCAACUAAAAACACAUGACACAGAUUUAAUCUUAAAUACUGCUUGUACCCCUAAUUCCACCCAUUACCUGCAAAUUGGUAUGGGAUCUUGUUUAUAUAUUAUGUAAACAAUUGUGAUCACUUCUCAAAUGUGUUAACCGUGAUAGGUCAUAGGUCAUUAUGACAGGUAAAAGACAUAUCAGAGACAAAUAAAGUUCAAGUCACAGUUAACGUCGCACAUUUGUUGGCUGAACUGUUUUUAGUUCAUUAAUGCUUUCAUAACUGGCUACUACAGUAUGCUUUAUGUAUAGCUGUCAUUUGGCAAGCAUUCGAAAGCUACAACUGGUACAGAAUAUGGUAACCUACCGUAUUCCUUUUAUCAUAGCAUAUACUUUGCUUUUUAAGAAUUCAGAAACAACUUGCAUCAGUAUGCAGCAAUCACAAUAAGACAAUAUCAGAACAUAAAUUCAUUGGGAUGCUUCUUACAGGACAAUUGAUGCUGGUGCCUCUGAUUAGAGGGGCACAGUGGUGUGGAAACGUAACAUUUCUUAGACUGCAUUACCUAAUUGUUGGCUCUCUAAUGUCAGUUGGCCCAAAUUUGGGGGAGCGGGGGCGCUGAAGGUUCUUCACUUCUGCUUUAGGCAUAUAUGUGAUUUGUGUUCAUAUCAAGUAUCUUUGUGCUAGAAAUAUCUCCUUAGGAGUAGUACGACCACCUACCUAUUUUCAUUCUUUCCCAAAAAAGUUUUUAAUUAUUUAACUGAAAGAUAUUUUAAGUUUUUAUCUUGUUAUGUGAUUCUGUACAUGUAUUUAACACUCUUAAUUUACUACAGCUGCUUUGAAACUUUUAAGAGUCAGAUAAAUAGCUGUAGGAUUGACGACACAAAAUAGAACUGUCAAGGCUAAGAUAAAAAAGCAGGUUUUGAUAGGCUCUUAGGUCACAGCAGGGGGAAUAAAUCUAAGAAAACCCUAUAACGUUAAGAUUACAUCUAGUGCUUCAGGAAGCAAAUUCAAAAGACAGCCUGUUUGCUACUUCAAUUUUACCAAAUGCAGAAACUCAAACUCUAAUGAAUCAGUAGACUAUUAAGUUAAAAGUGUGUCUCGUCUUCUUGGGCCUAUGUUGAAAAGCUCUUUUAUUGAAAGCUUCACAUUUCAAUCUAAAAUGCAAAUUGGAAAGAUGGUAGAAAGCUUUAAGCAAGUAUAAGAAUGAAUCACAAAUAUUGGAAAUUUUAACUAAUCCCGUUCAUUAAUUAUCAACAUUUAAAUGUAAAGCAUGAUAAUGUUAAGCAUUUGUGUAUACCUUGAAUUAAGCCAAUACGUACUGAGAAUGUAAAAGCUAGGUGGAGAAACCUUUUUUAUCUAACAAAGGUUAAACUACAGGACAACUGAUGGCAGAUCUUCAUUUCCUCAUGUUAUGUGUAUUAAAAUAGGGAUCUAGAUUACAGGGGCUUUAAAAUUACAAUGACCUGCUGUGACAUUACCACAUUGGCAUCACUUGUAUUCCAAGGCAGAGAUUGGCAUGCAUUCCCAGAUGAGAUUAUGAGGGUUGCUUCAUGUAAUACUUCCCCAACUUCUUUUUUCCAUUCUAUGUUCCUGUAAUUCAAAUAGAAUAUAUACUUUCCCCAAAAGUUGUAUCAGUACUGGAGAGAAAAAAUAACAUGAGCCAAACCUGAAAAUUGAAAUAUUGCACCUUGUCUCAGCAGCUGUAGAUUCUUUUGUUAGAGCUUGCUUCAUACCUAUUUGCUCCCCUGCUGCAAGUAUUCCAGUUUUUAGACACACACACACACACCAGUGACAGAUUUGGGUACUAUGGCACCCUGUACAAGGCCACAGUACGCGCCCCCAGCCCUCACACUGCCUUCCCAAAGGUGAGUAAGGAGGCACCUGGCUUUGGGAAGGAGGUACGAGAAUCCUGGCAGAGUCUUAGAACCCCUCCUGCUUCCUCCCCAAAGCUGGGAAAACGCUAACUGGGCUUUGGGAAGGGAGGAUUCUAGGACCCUUUCAAAGUCUCACACCUCCUUCCCAAAGCCUAGCUUUGGAGUUUCUUAUAAGUGUUGUGAAUCCUAUUUUAGUUGUCUUCAACAAAAAAUGUGAAGGAGGCUUAAUCUUGGAGUAUUAGUUAAUGAAGCUGGUGGGCACGAUGCUCUGCAGUUUAACAUGUGCAUCCCAAAUCAGUUGUCCACAGUUUUUAAAAUAUUUAUUUAAAACAUUUAUAUUCAAUCUCCCCAUCAAAUUAUCUACAGGAUGCUUUAAAUGUCAUAAGCCGUACAUUUAGCACAUGUGGUGGUACCAUUUCUAACUGCUUAUCUGUAAACCACAAAAUGUGAAAAUUCAUUCAUGUUUAGUUUUAAAGCUUUUAAAUUAGAUGCAUUCCAGAGGGAAUAACCCCAGAGAUGUUAGUUCACUGAAUUGCUCUUGACUUUUUGUAUUUUUGUUUUCCCAGACUCCUGAAGAACUGGAUGAUUCAGACUUUGAGACAGAAGACUUUGAUGUUAGAAGCCGAACAAGCGUUCAGACUGAAGAUGACCAACUUAUUGCAGGCCAAAGUGCAAGAGUAAGGCAAACUGUUCCAAAUCUCGCUGAACAUAUGCAGAAUAUUUGAUCAUACUUUAAUCAAGAGGCUAGCAUUCCUCUCUGCUUCUGCAUUUUAGGGGGGGGAAAUGUGUUUCAAGGGUUAGAAGUGUAUUACCUUUUUAUUGUCUACCCCAUAACAUUGUCUUAACGUCCCUCUUUCUCCAACCAUCAUCUUCCUUCUUUUCUGCUUUGGGGAAGGAAGUAGAAUCAAAACGGAAAGAAAAGGUUGCCAAUGGGGCAGUCCAUAUUGGAUCAGAACAUGACAUAUCCAAGUGCCCUGUUCAACUGUCCAGCUCCACCCCCUCAUAUCACUCCCUCUGCUAUCCUCAUCCUUAGUUGCUUCUCCCCUCUGAUGCAUGUACUUUCCUCCUGCCACACUAGUUAAUCCCUAGCCUUAAGAUAAUUUUACCCAAAGAUCAUGAACUCUUCUGGCCCUAUCCUUUCAGCUAUCCCAGUGAGUUCAUAAACCUAUAUUCAAACCCAUGAGUCUUAGCUGUUUGUCAAUCAUUAUGUAAUCUGAUAAAUGGCAUUUCUUUUCCUGUUUUACCUUUCCUUCUGCCCCACAUUUUGUAAUAGAACCACAGACCUAAUAGACAAGAUCGUCAGAUAAGAACAUCUAAUCUGAUAACUGCAUUAGAAUUCCCUUUAAUAGCCAAGGAUAAGUUUAUUUCUUUGUUUAUAGGGUAUAUUUACAUCCUGCCUUUCCUGCAAGGUGGAAUACUUGGUUCUCCCCCCCACACACACACACACUUUAUCCUCAUGGCAACCCUGUAGGUUAGCCAAGGCUGAGAAAUGGUGACUUAAUCAAGGCCACUCCAGCAAGAUAUUUGGCAGAGAGGGGAUUUGAACCUAUAUCUCCCAAGUCCGAGUCCAACAUUUAACCACUGCACUACAGUGACUCUUCACUAAUUAGAAUGUACCACUUAGGACUAUUUUGUUCUGCUGCCAGCAUAUAAAGUGCUGCCACUUGAGACCAUUAUAUUUGGUCUCAACUCUCUCCCUCGUCUUUAUUACAGCAUUUAUUUUCUCCUUGUAUUAUGCCACCUCAACCUUUUUUCUUCAGAUUUCACAUUCCUUUACUUUUCCUAAGAUUGCAUGGCUUCCAAACUACCGUAUUUUUCGCUCUAUAAGAUGCACCAGACCACAAGACGCACCUAGUUUUUGGAGGAGGAAACCAAGAAUUUUUUUCCCCCUGAAUCUCAGAAGCCAGAACAGCAAGAGGGAUCGCUGCACAGUGAAAGCAGCAAUCCCUCUUGCUGUUCUGGCUUCUGGGAUAGCUGCACAGCCUGCAUUCGCUCCAUAAGACACACACACAUUUCCCCUUACUUUUUAGGAGGGAAAAAGUGAGUCUUAUAGAGCAAAAAAUACGGUAUUUAUUCUGAACUCUUUCCAGUUCCUCUUCAGGUUUCUUUUAAAUGAUGGAUACCAAAAUUGAAUGUAAUACUUCAAUAAUUGGAUUAGCUUCUGUGUUGCAACCAAAUAGCCCUUCAUAUGUAUAUUUUAUGCUAAACGUCAAACUUGGCAACUGUCAUCCUUACAAAAUUGUAGCAGACCAGAGGUAAUUCUUGCCAAGCGCCAUUGGUAAUUUCUAAGUUUUCUGUGUGUACGUGCAUGCAGUGUGUUUGCACAGAACACUACCAGAAUAAUUAAAGGAGAUGCUUAAAUUCAAGUGGCACUGCUCCAAGGAGGACAUGCCAGCACACUACUUGAAACUGCAGGUGGGCUAUUUGUUUGUGAAUAAACAUGCCUUUUCAAGCCAGGCACCCUGGGUUAUCCUGUUGUUUCACACAGCCCAACAGUGCUCUAGCUCUGUUAUAAUUUGCUUUCACUUGGUGAAAUAGCCCUACAAUUUUGUCUGUAGACAGUGUGUGUUUAAACUUCCAAAAUUCAAUCCUAGAUUAAUUUGGAACAUCAUGAUCUGGUAAUUACGUAGGAUGUGUUCUUGCUUCAAAGCUUUGCUUCUGAGCACUCUUGAACAAUAUUCAAGAGGUUGUUCUUGACAAUAAACAUAAAUUUAAUUUCUAGCUAUCUACCUGAAGGUAGGUGAACUCUACAGCAGUGAUUCUAUAAUGGUGUGAACCACCUUGCUGUAAAGGCUAUUGUACUCUACAAAGAGAAAAGGAGGAAAAAAGAAAGAAGGCACCUUCAGGAUGCUAGCAAUUUCCUCUCAGCAGGACUUCAGAAAUCAGCCUUUUAUCAGUGACUUUCUUUCCCAAUAGUCUGUACUACUAAUGGUAGAUAAUUCAUAUAGGUGCAAGAUAUGGAUCAAGAUGGAAAUAAAUGUUCCUCUCAUCCUUUCAGAUAUAAUUUGAUUCUGCCCCUAUGAAUUAGUUGGCUAGUGAAAAUAACCUGAAAAGCCACCUUGCCAAUGAAUGGAAGUAAUUAUAUGUGGAACCAUUCUUCUUUCCAGGCUAUCAUGGCUCAACUCCCUCAGGAGCAAAAAGCAAAAAUCGCUGAACAAGUUGCCAGCUUCCAGGAAGAAAAGAGUAAAUUGGAUGCUGAAGUGUCCAAAUGGGAUGAUAGUGGUAAUGAUAUCAUUGUUCUGGCAAAACAGAUGUGCAUGAUUAUGAUGGAAAUGACAGAUUUUACCAGGUAAGGAUUCCUUAUUGACAUGCCAUCUAAAUAAGCAUUUUGGGGGCAACUUUAUUUCAUAUCCUUUGUCCAACAAGGCUCUGUUAGAUUUACAUUAGUUCCUAAAUGCUAUUGACUGACCCGACUAGUAUUGUCUGUUUUCAAUCUGGCUUUAGCCCUUGCUUUGGUACUGAAACUGCCUUUGUCAGCCUGCAGGGUGGUGAUUAGUGUAGAGAGAGAGGGGACUGAUUCUCCUGGAUCUCCCAGCAGCUUUUGUUAACAUCAACCAUGGAAUCCUCUCAAGAUCCUGUCCAAGUUAUAUGUGCAUAGUACUUUUCUGCUGUGGUUCUAUUCGUGCCUAGGUUACCACUUCCAGGAGGUGGUGCUGGGGGAUUUCUGCUCUGUUUCAUGGCCCCUUGUCUCAUAGGGUUCCAUCUCAUCCCCCAUGCCGUUUAGCAUCUACACAAAGCCACUGAAUGAGAUCAUCCAGGGAGGGAGGGAUAAAACGUAGAUUAUGGAAGUGCUUUAUCAGUGCCUGGCAAUGGUAAUGGGAUGAGAGCCAAAAGGCUGAAGCUCAAUCCAGACCAGAUUGAGGUUCUGCUAGUGCAUGGUUCAUCUGCCCAGAUCAAUUGUAGUUCACCCUGUCCUUGAGGAUGUUGCACUCCCUCCUAAUGGACCAGGUUCAUCACUUGAGGGCACUCACCUGUCUUUGCAUCUAGAGGUGUGUCAUGAGACACUUUUUACCAUCUUAGGCUAGAGCUCUCUAUGGGGGGCAGAGAGAGACUGGCUUCAGUGAUCCAAGUCUGGGUCAUUUGUAUUACUACAGUGGCUUGUAUCCAGUGAAGUGCUGUUAGUGCAAGCAUUUCACCUUGUGCACCAAUACUUCCUUUUCCUGUGUGCCUGUGCAAAUUUGUUUUGGGUUCCCCCCCCCAAAAAAAAACCACACACACACUUCAGAGCAGAUAGCUGGGAGCAUGGGUGGAGUUAGAAAGAGAUGGUUCUCUUGCUUGGGCAGAAGUCCUUGCACUAACAAUUUCAUUUGGAAACAACCCAGUGUGAUGUGUGUGGGCCUGCUUUUAAAAACGGUGAGAAGCUUUAGUUGGUACAGAAUAUAGGUACAAUAAUACACACUGGAACUGGGUAUUCUGAAUAUAAUAUGCUUGUACCUUGCCAUCUCCCCUGACUCAUGUUCCUCAUUUCGUGCCCAAUUCAAAGAACUGGUUUUGACCUUUAAAAUCCUUCUUGGCUUGAGACCUCAGUAUCUGGAAGAUUACCUCUUCCCUACACUUUGAAAUCAUUAUCCAUGGCCCUUCUCUAAAUGUCCUCUACAACUGGGGAAUGCCAUGUGGUUUCGAGAGGGCCUUUCCGUUAUUUGUCCUUUCAGUAGCAGUUGGAUACCUUUUUAUUGUCCCCGGCCUUUUAAACUAUAAUGUGGGUUUGAUACUGCCUUAGCUGUGUGGAUUUUUUCCCCUCUGUCCUCUUUGGAAUUUUAGUGCUGCAAAGUCUCUACUCUGUUUUAAUGUAGUCUUUCUGGUUUUCAUUGGCUAUGUUUCAUUUUAUUCUCUUUGAUUCUGGCAAGCUAUCCAGAGAUCUUCUGCUGUAGGGUGCUGUAUAAAUUGUAGAAAUAAAUAAUAAAUGUCUGAAUAACUAAAGCUCUCUCCAGCACAUGCAUUGCUGAACAUAAUUUCAACAUUAUUUUGGAAAUCCCACAUUUUGUGAAGAUUAAAAUGUAACUUCCUACAUUGAUUAUCUGUGAUGCAUACAUGGAGAUUCCAGGAAACUGCAUAGAAAUUGUGUUCAAUUUGUGAUCUGUAUUCUGAAAAACUGGGCCAAAAUGAUAUUUAUUUUAAAAUAGAGGACAAUAAAUAAGGUUUCAUAGUACUUAAAUAUUAAGCAGAGAAGGGUGUUUUGUUUUGUUUUGCAUAUUGCAAUGAUGUAAUGAUCUGACACUUGAAAUUAGUUGACUUUUGGUUUAUUUUUAUUAUAGGUUAAUGACUGUUUUCCAAAGAGUAUAGGAGUGUCCAAGAGUUUGGGCCUGCCUUGUUUGUUUUUGUUUGUUUGCAGAGAUUUAGAUAGGAUUUUAUAUAUACGCAUAGAUUCAUAUGAUCCCACCAACCUGUAAAAGAUCCUCUUUUUGUGAAAGUGGCGGGGUCUGUGUUCAAGAAAUGCAAAUGCAGUCUCCUCAGAUACUCAGAACUACCUGCACAAUUCUUUGGUUCCUUCCAAUAUGUAGUAUGAUACAGAACUAUGUGAAGAACCUGGUUCACAAGUUUUACCUUUUUAGAUCUGAAACAUACUGUACAUUAAUAAUAUGAAGCAAUCUUUUACAGUGUGCUUUAGUGCCACAUUAGGGCAGCCUAGUUGUAGCCAUUCUUGUACAGCUGGAGAGAAUUGAGAAACAAAGAUGUCCUUGAUUUGUGUUCCUGAUUCUAAUGGACAAAUGCUGUGCUCUCUUUUUUUUGCAGAGGGAAAGGGCCACUGAAAAAUACAUCUGAUGUGAUUAGUGCAGCAAAGAAAAUUGCAGAAGCUGGGUCAAGAAUGGACAAGUUAGGACGGACAAUUGCUGAUCAUGUGAGUUGGAACUGAUUUUUCACAAGCUUUUAGUUUAAUUUAAACAUUGGUUUUAGGUUCACGAGUACAAGAGUCCUGGAGCUAGCAGCUUGUUUUAUGGUGUCUUCUGACUCAAAUUAUUGAUUCUUUGUUCUCCUCCACUUCAGCUUUUUUAUUUGUAGCUGGAUCGCUAGUUUGCCCUGAGUUUUGGGGAAGCUUGGUGUUCACUUCAAAAAUUGUCAUUGAGCGUAGAGUUCUCCAAAGAAAGCUGUUACUUUCCACUGCUCGUUUUUUCCCCCCAUACAUUGCUCUGCAACUACUCAAUCAUUGUGGAUGUUUGGACACCUUACACAAAAAAACAACAACACAACCUUGAAAGAACUGCCUCACUGUGUGUUCCCAGCAUUAGUAAAUGCAGGUUAAGUUGUAACCUUUCAACUUUGUUUUUGAAUAAUUACUCUCUGAACACUUGCGUUAUACUUCCAGUUGUACAAUUUCAUAUUUGAGACACACAUUCAUUGUGAAGUUCUGCAAAUUGCUCUGGCUUGGCACGGUCUGACCUUAUGGAAGAUAAGGAGCCUGAAGGCAAGCAGUCACACAGCACUUAACCAUAUGUGCUUCUAGAAUGCAGUGGAAUUACUACAUUGCCCUUGUCUUGCAUGCCACCAGCAGAGAUAUCAGUAUUUUGGAACUUGCAUCUAUCUCAAACUGUAGAACUGAAAGCAAUAAUAGCUUUUCCCAUUUGCAGUUACAAAGUACUUUUUCUCACCAUUUAGAUGAAUUUUCACGCAUUGUGAGAACUUCAUUCAUUCAGUAUUGCAUCCCAUUGUUAACUUAAUUCAUUCUGCCUUUUUUUUUAAUUCACUUCGCAGUGUAUAUAUUUUGGAAUUCUCAAAAGUGAAGACAUAUAUUUUGCAGCCAGAUUAGUUAAAGCAGGAAAAUCUGACCUUCUGUGCAAACUAGCACAAUUUAAAGCAUUUUAAUGCCUUACAGGUGCAAGUUCAGGAUGUUGCCAUUAUAGAUUGAAAGGCAAUGAAUAGCUCGUGCAAUUGCUCUCAACAAGCAAUUAUUCAAAGUAUCUACUUUUGCAAACAAAGUGAACAAUAUACGUGAUAAUAAUGAAACAUUUAAUUCUCAGCCAUUCACUUUCGAUUUUCCACUAUGCAGUGUAGAAAGCCUAAAUGUGCAUUCACUAAAUAGAUACACUAUUUAUUUAAAAUUAGAAGCAAAUAUCUUUUGUUACAUAUUAGGCUAUGGGAUCCAUGGGUGAUAUUUAUACUGUGUGGGGAAAUUCUUAGUGCUUGGUGUAAUGGGCUGAGGCUGGAAACCUGAGUUCAAUUCCUGCUCAGCCAUGAAGCUCACAGGAUAAAUUCUUCGCAGACUUGUGAUAAAAUGAGAGGAACUAUAAACUGCUUCGAAGUUUUUCUACCAUUAAACCAUGUAUGCUGCCACCUUAAGUUUUUUGUUUUAAAACAAAAGCAUAAUACAUUUCAAAAGAGAGAAGCCUCAAUUAGGGCAUACUGUGAAAUCCAUAUACCUGUAUUAUUACUGUUUAUAGAUCAAUCAGCGUAUAUAGACAGGCAUUUUGCCAAACCUUUUUUACAAGGUGAUGACUGACCUGGUGGCCGUUGAUAUUAUCAGUCUUUGUGCAAGAGGUAUUCUACAACAUAAGCUUUUUGCCUAACUUAGAUAUUUAGGGUAGCCUGUAUGUUCAUUGGGGGACUGGAAACACUAUUGAUAUGUGGUACACUGAUCAGUUCUAAUGUCUCAGAACUAAAUACCAAUUUUAUUUCUGUCCUCAGUGCCCAGAUUCUGCUUGCAAACAGGAUUUGCUAGCCUAUCUGCAACGUAUUGCUUUAUACUGCCACCAGCUAAACAUCUGCAGCAAAGUGAAGGCAGAAGUUCAAAACCUGGGAGGAGAACUCGUUGUGUCUGGGGUAUGUAAAUUUCUGAACACUUCGGUUUUGGCUUCCGUCUACACCAACAGUUGUACAAACUUCAUUUAUGUUAAUUUUUUAGGAUUCUGAACAAACUUUGUGUGUCUUCAUUUUGUUUCUGAUCUCUGAAUAUAUAAAUCUCCUUUUGGAAAGAUUCCUGGAGCAUCUUGGUUUUGCUCAAAAACUCAUUACAAUUGUUUCUGAUGAUCCUUACAUACUUAGAUAUUUCUGGUAAGUCAGAGGCCAUGCUAGAUACGCAAAGUAUUGUGCAAUUUUUCACAGUUGUGCUAUACUUUUCAUUCAGAGAGUAAAUUUACUUUCAUUCCUGUAAGAUACAGGCUACAUCUAAACUUUGUUCUGCAGCUAUCCAGAGCUGAGACCAUUCCACAGCUGCAUUCUGAAUAAUGGUUUAUUUUCUGAAAGCAUCUUAGAAUCUAGAUCAAAUCCUUUUACUUCUUUCCAAACUACCAAUUCCAAGUCAUUCUUUCCUGCCAUCAUGUAUGCUUGUUUCUCAUCACUUUUUACAUCAAACUGCUUGUCUUUAAAACUCUCCACAAACCUGUCCCAUUCUAUUGUUUCUGCUUGUGCCUUGUGCUCCUCCCAGUCUACCAGUCAGCCGCUUGGGACUUCUGCUUUCAGGCUCCCCCACUUAUUUCUUUUUCUGGCCCUGGAACUUCCUAGCAGAAUAACCAAGCAAUGCUCUCUUUCCCUUGGAAACCUGUAGUUUUAACCCUUUGGCCCCCAGCUUAGCUGUGCGCACAUCAUUUUCAUCCCAUCUUACCUUCCCCUUUUAUCUCAUUGCCACCAUUGGAAACUUCUUCAGGCAGUAGUGAGAGUCUUUUUCUCCUCACCUCCCCGUAGGUCUAUAUUACGCGAGGGGUCAGCAAAUUUUUUCAGCCGUGGGCCAGUCCACCGUCUCUCAGACCAUGUGGUGGGCCAGACUAUAUUUUGAAGGAGGAAAAUGAACGAAUUCCUGUGCCCCACAAAUAACCCAGAGAUGCAUUUUAAGUAAAAGGACACAUUCUACUGAUGUAAAAACAUGCUGAUUCCUGGACCGUCCAUGGGCCGGAUUGAGAAGGCGAUUGGGCUGCAUCUGGCCCCUGGGCCUUAGGUUGCCUACCCCUGUAUUAUGCUGUAAAGCACAUUGUAUAUUGAUGGUGCUAAAUCACUAUCAGCAUUUUCUCACACUUUUGCUAUACGCACUGUAGUCUCUUCCACUUCCCCUUCACUCUGAAAAACUGGAGCAGUUUUGUAGCACUAAAAAAAAUUUCAUUGGGCGAGUGCGUUUGUGUACCCAAAUGUAAGACUGCAUGCUCCCCUACAGCAGUGCAGUUCCCCUGUCCAGUACUAUGCUGACAUCUUCAAGGGUUUACAUUUAAGGAGUAAGUUUUUCCAGCACAAGAAUGCUAUCCCACUGUAUCAAGGUUCCCCAUUUAUCCAUAAAAGUUUUAUGCAUUAAACAGUGAUUGUGAUAGAGACACCUUAGUGGUGGUCAGAACAUGGUUCUUAUUGCUCCACAAAACUACUACAUCCUCAACUUUUUUUUUCUGAUCAUCAAAAGGCUUGUUCUUAGCUACACCUUGUGUUUAGACAAUUACUUUCGCAGAAGGGAAUUCACACUAUAAGAUACGGGAGAAAUGAAAGGUUCAGAUCCUAAAUCUUGCAAGUGGCUGCUUGAAGAAGAAGAAAACAAGCGAAUUCCGCCUUUGAGAAUAAUGGCAAACUAAAGCAGAAACAUAUAGUAGUGUUGGCAGCAGCACCUUCACGUAGAGUACAUUUGGUGUAGCAAUAGGCUCCUAGCAGAUCUGUCACAACCAGGGGGAUAGUGGAUGAGCACUGCAGAAAACACAACAUGCAUUGCUGUGGUAUUCUGCAUGUGAGGGCACUCUUUGGCAAGGCUCCCGGGAUGGGAGAAAGACAUAGCUGUUACCCCGACAGCCCGCUAACAUGUUCCCUGGGGUUUUACUGAGACUAUAAAAUGCCUGUGUGGCUUACAUGGUCUUCUGCCAUAAAUAAUUGUCUGUCUCCAAGCUAGACUCGGUAGAAUGUAGUUUAAUACACACUGAAAAAGAAAAGUGCAUACACCGUGUAGGUAUCCCUUUCCCCAUCAGCCAGUUGAACAAUGACCUAGUUUGUUACAGCACUUGCCUUCCCAUUAAGUGUUUGUUUGUGAUGUAUAAAUACAACAUUUUGGAAUCUGGGAAAUAAAAAAAUAAAAGUUAAAAUCGGCAAAAGGAGUAAGGAAUCCCAUAUCACUUGUUUAUGCCGUUCUUUUUUUAAAAAAUAAUAAUUUUUAUUGUUUAUAUUGUUUAUGCAGUUCUUGGUCAGAAGGAUUUUGUUAAAUGCAGGGCAUACAGGAAUGGUUAUUCUCCACUGAUAUGCAGAAUCUGAGAAAUGGCUGCAAUGGAUCCUAACCCAGAUUCUCUUUGUAAAUGUCGACAUUAUCUGUGCUGCUGUAGAAAUCAUAAAAAUGAAAAGGCAGUCUUGAUCUGUUGAUUAAGAGGCCUAAAUCAGUUAAAGGUCCCUCAAAAUAUGCCAAGCAGUUAAUCUUUUUGAAGCUUCCCUCAUGGAGUCUUUAAAUUCUGAAUUCAAACAAUCUGUGCUACCCUACCUGUUGCCACCUUCUGUCAAUCUGCAUGUCCUUUUUGACAGUGCAGUGAUGUGAUCCUUCACCGAUGUUAAUAUGAUACAUUUCAAUGCAAGCAGAUAGUGGUCACUAUGCAGCGCUGCACAGUGGACACAUCAGCUAUUGACACAAAGUGAUGGGACACAACAGAAUGCUGGCAGAAAUUGUGCAGUGCAAUUGUGUGCUUACGAUUCCAUAUUUUAUCAGUUUGUUAAAAUAUGUUGACUUAGUAGAGUAGAUAUCACAAUCCAAAUUGACACAUGCAAGAGCUGGCUUAUCCUUCAUUGGUGUGGUUUCAUAUUUCAAAAAUUCUCCACAGGUUGUUUUUUCCCCCUUCACCUUGGCUUAGUUAAAUUUUCCUUACUGUCCAUCUCAUUCUGUAUGUUCCUCAUGAAUAGCAGUAGGCCAUGGAGCCCUCCAUUUGAAAGCCCUGUCUCAAAAUACAUAGACAGCUGCUAGCAGCAGCAGAAUAACCUUCACAGUCUAGACCAGUGGUUUUCAACCAGUGGGCCGUGGCACCCUAGGGUGCCUUGAAUGAUGGUCAGGGGUGCCGCGGGCAACACUGGCCUCUGUCCCUCUUUCCUUCCCUCCCUUCUCUGAUACUCUCUUAUGUCUCUGCCCUCCAACGGCUUGCACAGCUGUUGGUUGCAGCAGCCCUGGCUACAAGCUCACUAGGAGAAUGGUGCCUCUGGGGCUGGUCAGGGGUUGCUGGUUGCCAGGAGCUGAGGCAGCCUCAAGAGUAAGCAGGCCAGGGAGUCCAGCCAGCCAGUCCACCAGCCCUUGCUGUUGGGAAUGAACAGGCAAGUACUAGUGUGAGGAAGCAGCUCUCUUUGGAACAGGGGGCAGCAGCAGCGAGACCAGGGGCGGCAGCAGCGGCUGCCAGGAGGACUCCCAAGGAGAGGGGAGAGGAGGCAGAGGAAACACUGCACAAGGGAGGGUGUUUGAAAAAGAGUGGGAGGCUUCCAGCUCUGCAGGCAAGGGAUGACAUAACUGGACUCCUGAGCCCCACAGGGAUGCCGCAGAAAGAAUGGUCAAGGGAGCCAUGGAAUCAAAAGUUGAAAACCUCUAGUCUAGACCAUAUAGUAUAAGCAGAGACAGAACAGAGAAGAAGCUCUGUGGAACAAUAGCUCCAGGUUCACUGAUAUGUCAACAAAUCAAUUUUCAGAGAGGUGGAGUGGAACGAGAUCUUGCCCUCCUCUGUUGCUGCUUAAAAAAUUGAUUUAUAGCCGAUGGGCUCAGAGCAGGUAGCAGUUACCACAUGAGACAAGUUUUCAGCAUGAGCAUCAUUUAUACUGAGCCAGCCACACCCUCCUGCUCUUCUAGUUUACAGAAGCUUACGUCCUGAUAAAUGUUAUUUUUUUGAAAUGCCAAUGACGGUUUUUGCUGCAACAGGCCAAAACACUGCCAUACCUUUGGAAAUCCCUUCCUAACUGCUUUUUCUCUCAAGUAAUUGCUAAACUGAGGGCUUAUUUAAAUAAGCUUAUUUAACUAAAUUUUCUCCAAUCACCAUUUGACUAUUAAGUACUGUACUUUUGCCCAACGGUCCUGUUAAAAGAAACACUCCAUGGUUUUUUUAGUGAAGUGCUGAAGACUCCUUGGAUAGUCCAAGAUUACCGGUAUGUCUGCAGCGCUAAGGCAUGUAUGUGUUGAUAAUUUUUUAAAAAAUAUAUGUGCUCCUCUUCCUUUGUUUACCUGCAUAUGAAAACACAAGGUUUUCACCCAGAAGCUUGGCGUGUAAGGAAGAAUUCCUUAAACCUACGCAGGCAAAAGCAGAAUACUGAAGUUAUUUCAGUUUAGCAUGAAGACUUUUAAUACUUCAUGCCAUGCCAGCAAUCAGGGCGAGCUUUAAUCUUACAAGAGUGCUUAUGUUUUGAAAGUGAUGAGGGUCUGUGUUUCAUGAUUGUGUAUCCAGCCGUCAGAUGACUGGGGAAUCUUGACUGGCUGUAUGCAGUGAUUGAGUUCAUAUUAUUCAAGAGCUAUGGACAUGCGUUCCUUGGAUAGCAGCCCUUGUCUCCGCCUCCCCCCGCCCAAUGCCAGAUAGAAAACCUCUUUUGAAAAUUAAGGGGACUUCCAAAAGUAGUCUGAUUGGAUGCAGGGUUCCGAUUCUGACAUUUUUGCUUUGAGUGCAGCUAAAGAAGCCCUUUGAAUCCUGCUCACUGCUUUCCUUCUUUAAAGGUAAAGGGACCCCUGACCAUUAGGUCCAGUCGUGGCCGACUCUGGGGUUGCAGCGCUCAUCUCGCUUUAUUGGCCGAGGGAGCCGGCGUACAGCUUCCGGGUCAUGUGGCCAGCAUGACUAAGCCACUUCUGGCGAACCAGAGCAGCGCACGGAAACACUGUUUACCUUCCCACCAGGGCGGUACCUAUUUAUCUAAUUGCACUUUGACGUGCUUUCCAACUGCUAGGUUGGCAGGAGCAGGGACCGCGCAACGGGAGCUCACCCCGUCGCAGGGAUUCGAACUGCCGACCUUCUGAUCGGCAAGCCCUAGGCUCUGUGGUUUAACCCACAGCACCACCCGCACCCCCGCUUUCCUUCUUUAUUCUCCUCCAAUUCUUCUAAAGCAAGCACCAUGCUCAGUUUCAACAGGAAACCUCUAUGGUAAAGGAAUCUAACGUAUGUAAAGAGACAAUUUAAAUGGUUAUUCGAAGCAUCUUCCGUUCUGCCUUUCCUAAAAUGCUGCACAAUGAGCACUAUCUGAAACUAAAGGGACUUUCUUGCUGACCUGCUUUUAGGUGGACAGUGCCAUGUCGCUGAUUCAAGCUGCCAAGAACCUGAUGAAUGCUGUGGUGCAAACAGUGAAGGCCUCCUACGUGGCGUCCACAAAAUACCAGAAGUCUCAAGGGAUGGCUUCUCUGAACCUGCCAGCCGUGUCCUGGAAAAUGAAAGCCCCAGAGAAGAAACCACUCGUCAAGCGAGAGAAACAGGACGAAACGCAGACCAAAAUCAAGCGCGCCUCCCAGAAAAAGCACGUCAACCCAGUGCAAGCGCUCAGUGAAUUCAAGGCAAUGGAGAGCAUUUAA
Podarcis lilfordi (Lilford's wall lizard) is the source of this 64154-nucleotide messenger RNA. The record is from the annotation of a GenBank genome assembly. Lineage: Eukaryota; Metazoa; Chordata; Lepidosauria; Squamata; Lacertidae.